UUUGGUAGAUGUAACCGGAAAUGUUCUUACGGUCGUUGUGUGUCCAUCUAACACUUCUCCGACACAGCAAGACAGAUGAUAAACAAGUAGAGAGACAGUCUAUAUCAGACUAUUUCAAGCCAGUGUUGUUCUUCUAAGGAUCACCUACAGAAGUGCAGUCCCUAUGCUACACAAGGCAUGGCAGAGAGACAGGACAAUGAGGUAACAUGAGCUUUGAAACCUUGGCGGCACAGGGGUUUCCUCAGUGUGAGAAAAUAUGGCAUAUACUCUGUCUUUUUUGCCAGAAGUCAGCACAGGCCGAUUUAAGAGAACACAGAGAUGAAAACAGUCGCUUGUCAGUCGAGCUGGGCUGAAAUCUGGAAACGAAGUUCUGUUAGCGGUUCAGUUCAGUACCCAGCAGCUAGCAGCGACUGAGGCUGAAACCUGAGCAUGAACACCGGUCAGUUUAGCUCGGGAAUAACAUCAAGUUGGAAGAUUUUUCAGGGGGUAAACCUAGUGUAACCUUGCAUAGAUAAAUUUAAAGAGAGUAUGUUAAACUGCUAACAGAUUCACGUUAUUUCAAUGUUGCUUCUCAUGUCAUCUGUAUUUCAGUGGAAAUCAUGAUUGAAAUGAACUGAAGAGGGAGCUCAAAGAUAGAAGUUUGUUUCUCGUCACUGGACUAGGUAGCCUAUAGAUGCAUUAUGACAGAGUCUUUAGGGCACUAUGCCCUUUGUUUUAUUAGUUAUUUGGAGGAUUUCAAGAUUUAACUCGUGAAUUAUUUGCGAGAACAAAGCGGUAAACAUGGAACAUGAAAACGAAGGUCUUCUGACAUGACAUUUCCAGUGUGUGGUUGGCCUGUGUGUCACACUGUAAGGCAACCUUGAGUGCUUUGAAAGGCGGCUAUUAUAAAUAAAAUAGAUGAUUAUUAUUAUUAUUAAAGGGGAAUAUCAGAAGAGCAGCCACCUGAAGAGUUAGGCAGAAAAACAGCAAUUUCAUUCACUGCCAAAGUCUUAGUUUCUCAGUAACUUUAUCAAAAACUGAGACAGACUUAAAGGUUUUUCUUGUGUCAAAAAAUGUCUGUUGUGACUAUGCAAAACUACACUGCUCUAAUCAAGUCCUCGGUAUGUUAUCCAUAUCCAGCUCUGAUGAAUGAGCAGCAUUCAUUGUGCCUCACUGCAAAAGUCUGAACACUGUCACAAUAGUUGUGUGUCUGUUCAUAAGGUGGAGGAGGCUGACCAGAUCUACCUGCUGAUGAAGGAGGAGUAUCGGAUCUCCAGGAAUGUGCGUCUUGCAUGGUUCCUUGGUAAACUAAACCAAGUCAUCUGGCCAACUUCGAAGCCUGAACUAGUAAGCUAUUCCUGACAUUUACCUACUUUUUAUGUUCUUAUGGUGGUCCAGUCACAUCAAAAUGGAGAAGGACUGGUGGUUCAGUCCUUGGCAUAGGUAUCUGCAGAUUUCUAACAUGAAAUGUAAGUCAAGCAUACACUUUUUGAUAAAACAGCAUUUUUCAGUUUCUACAUCUGAUAUGAUGUCUUUGCUCUAUUUUCAAUGAAAUAAAGGGUUGCAAAUAAUCAAAACAUUGUCAAUAUUUUCAACAGUGUCCUGAUUUUUUUUUUAUUGUGGUUGUCUAAAUGACAUGUCCAUGGUACAGAGCUAUAUUGAAGUCAACAGAUGUCUCUGAAAUGCCAGAGUUAAAAGAAUAUAAAUGAACUGAUAAUCUGAAGCUGGAGAAGGUAAAUGUGAUCAUUAGAAAACCACAUCAGAGAUAUUGAUAUGAAGUCUCUGAUGUCCUGUUUGUCUCGCUUUUUAUUUACAGCUGAACUCAGAGAAUGAAUUGGACUUGCUAAGCAUCUUACCUAAAGGAUGGCAGCUGGAGUUUUCCCCUACAAUGUGCCCCUACAUAUUAAUGCCAUCCUCCCGGGCCACUUUUCUGGCCCGGAGGUACCGCUUCAUCAUCGAGCUGGACCUCAGCCCUUCCACGCUGAUUGUGGUAUGUCUUAAAGGUUACUUGGUGGUUUCUUGGUUUGAUCGGUUCAGUUGCAGUCAUCUGGUGUCCUCUAAUUUUAAAAAGUGUUUCUUAUGCUAUUUUGAGAUCAGAGAGUAUGAAAUCAAAGUACAGUCACCUCUCAACAUUAACGUCCGUACUGCAUAUUCUCAUUUCUGCUUAGAAAAAGUAGACCAAAGGUUGCAACUGAAAAGUCUGAACAGUAAAAUAUAUCAUGAGAUGACUACAGAACAGUGGGACACCACAUUACUGUUAUGCUAGUUUACCUCAUAUUCAAAGCCAGUAUGAGGAAUUUACUAAUGUGGACCUGCAUCAGCCCACGACUGACAUCCUGUGCAUCAUCACUGAAAUUCUUACAGUCUUCACGUUUAUCAUUAUAGAUCUCAAACCAGAGGGUGAUGUGCACUGGUGAAGAAAAGCCUCUAAACUAGCCUCCACAAGUGAAUGAGCAGAUAAAUGAAUUCUUUGUCUGAAGUUCUGGCAUGUGUCUGUUUUUGUUUCCAGGAUGACAGCACAGGAGAGAUGAUCUUUGACGGGGUGUUUCACGCCUUGUCAAGGUGUCUAGCUGGUCUGGCCCAACCAUUUAAAGUCCCUGGAACUGAUGAACUUUUCAAACCCAAGAUUUUCAUCACCAUCUUGGUUUAUUCAUCUAUCAUUGGUCUCACUUCUCAUCAGGUCAUUACAUUGUUUUCACACCAAUCUUUUUAGGUUCCUAGUAAUGAUUUAAGAGCUCAGGAGUCUUGGACUACAGGAUGUAAAAUGAGCACAUAAGAGAGAGAAAAGAUCCAAAAGGCUUCUUGUUUUGGGGUUGAAGGUUUCAAGUGUGAAGGCUGUGUCUGUAAGGGUUUCUGAUGGUGUCUGUGUGUAAAAGUGAGGCAUUUUGUCUUUAUUUAAACUCAAACUAAAUUAACUAAAAAUUAAGGAUAUAUUAAAGUUAUCCUCCAUUUAUGCGAGUCCUUAAGGGCAGUUCUGUUUUUAGUUGAAGCUUCAGAAACAUGAACUUGAAUCAUUUUCUUCACAGCUCCAGAUUCUUAAUACUUGAAGUGUAUUUGUUCACAGGAUGGGCAUUUUAGCAUGUGUAGAAGAUGGUGAAAAUUUGAGAGAACAUGUGUAACUGACUCAGAGUCCAAAUGCUGACUGACUGAGCUCCUACAGUCAUACACCUGAGAAUGACGAUCUUUCAGAACUCACUUUCUUAUUAGCAGAGACAGUAAGAGAGAUGGUCUGUUAGACUCUUCUGACUGUCAGCAGACUAUAUCUGCUGUCACUUGUGAACUCUGAUGUUGGCUUUAAGUGAGCCACUCGUGAAGUGAAACUUUUCUGAUGUCAUGUUUCUGUGCUCUCCAGAGAUGGAAUAAGUAGUGAGCAGUUCGUACUUAGUCGUGGAAUAAGAAUAAUCUCUGUUAUCACUUUAUAGUGAAUAGACUCACGUUGUUGUGAUUCCCUCAAUAAAUCUAGUUUCUGAUGUUAUAGCCGUUCAGAGUGUCAGCCUCACUCCUUAACUUUCAUUUAUGUCAUGACUGCAGUCAAAAGUCACCAGCCUGACAGUUAAAAAAUUCUUGUUUUGAUGGUUUUUUGGAAAUGCUUUAAUUAAAUCUGUUUGCUCUUGUAACCCAUGCACACUUGUGUUCUAAAUUCUCUUCUGCUAUAACCUGUUGUGGUCUGUGCUGCUAAAUUUUUAAACUCAGGGCCACUUGUGAACUUUUAAAAAGUUAGAGUAUAAGGCUCUUAUUAGUUUCCAUGUGAUUCAUACAGCUGUUGUUGUUGUUGUUGCUGUUGUUGCAGUCAUCUGACAGCCUUUCACUUUCCUUCAGGUUUUGGUACAAGGUUGUCAACUUGACAGGAUGGAUCUCGAUGAGUUCCUGCAUCAGAUCUAUCAGCAGCUCAGAGCCGUCGAAAACAACAUUGCACAAGUCCUUCAUCAGCAGCAUGAACAGGUAAAACUGAGCAAAGUUAAAUUAUUUUAAUGGGAGAUAUGGAAUGUUGCCUAUCAAAUGACAUAUGUAAAUUACAAAUAUCAUAGCUUUCAUAAGUAAUUGCAUUGCAUUGAAAUUAUUUUUUUAAAUAUGAAUUCUCAUAUAAUUAAUACACUUAUAAUUGUGUCAAUGUCAGCAUGUUAAUACACUGGGGGAUAUUCUCCAUUCUUUUCUCACCAUCUACAUAUCAAAUAUGCCUACUCACAUUAACAAUGAUAACUUACAUGAAGUACCACAUGUUUAUCUAAAGAUGAUUUGUUUAAUGGUUACUGCUUUCUGAAAUCUGUCAAAAUAGGUCUAAGCUGUUGCACUGUGUGUCAUUGUUACGAAAGGAUACAGGAUAAUACCUAGCCCAUACAAAACAAAGGUUCCUUCUCCUGCAGCUAAAUGCUGAAAUUUCCUUGGGUGAGGCACCAAACCCCAAAUCACUCCUGGUAUCAUUGUCAGCGGAGUAUGAAUACUUAUAAGUGGAGAAGUGGUCUUAAAGACAUAGAUCUCUAUACCACUCCAAGUCUCCUCAUCAUCAACCACCACACUCAAAGUUUAGGGAAAUUUCUAAUUUAAAAAAUGUUACCCUAAUGAUAAUGAUAAAAAUAAUAAAAAUAAUGACAAUGCUGAUAAUUAUAAUAAUAAUUAUAAUAAUAUUGGUAGUAAUAACAAUAUUAUCAACAACCUGCAGUAACCACAACCCCAGCAUGUAUCACAUCCCACACCCAGCUAAAAUUAUUUGUUUAUUAAUUACUUUAUUUAUUCCCCAGACUUGAAUGGUUUUGUCUCAGACCUCCCAGUGUUAGAGCUGGCUCACUUUGCUGACUCCUCAACUGAGACCAGUUUUUUAUGACCGACCUGAGAGCAGCACCUACAGUUCAUAUUUUUAAACGCAAACUCGAGGCCUUCCUUUUUAGUCUGGCUUUUUAGCUGAUUUUUGUUUUAUUCCUCUAGCCUCUCUUUUAGUCUACUCUUUUUAUCUUGUGUAUUUUACUCCAGUUUAGUCCCAGAAUUAUUAUUUUAUGUUUUAAAACUAUUUGUUUAUUUUCUUUUAUUGUUUGAUUUAAAAACAGUUUUAUUGUAUGAUAUUUUAUUAUUACUCUUUUAUUUCAUUUUAUUUUUUUAUUAUUUUAUGAGUUUCCUAUAUCUUGUCAUAGUUUUAUCAGUUUAGUUUCAGCUCCAGUGUUUCCCCAUUUUAGUUAAAGAUAGCGUUUCCUUGGUCCACUGGGGCUUCCUGCUGAGCCCUGACUUGGUGUCCCAGGUCCCAGUGUGUGUGUGUGUGUGUGUGUGUGUGUGUGUGUGUGCGCAUGGGUGGGUGGGUGGGGGGGUCUCUGUUAAAUGCGGGCUUUGAGGGUGGGUGGGGGUGGGGUUUUGCAAUUUGUAUUUUAUCUUGUAUUUUAUUCGGUAUCCCCUGAUCCUCUCCUUCUUCUGUUCUUUAAUGUACAGCACUUUGUGAUACAGUCCAUGUAUGAAAAGUGCUCUAUAAAUAAAGUGAUUGAUUGAUUGGUUGACAUAAUGAAAGCAAAUCUAUGUGCAGCAAAAUAUCCGCCCUGUAUACAAAUGAGCAUAAUUACAAAUAACACCAGAUUUACCUAUACUGGUGCUGGUAGCAGCAUGCAGUUAGAGUGAAACUUUUAAAGUCUGCUAAAAGUAGGGGGUAAUUACAAGGCAUGCAGUCUUCAUUUUGGUCAAAAUGAGCUGCGAUUUGUUAGCAUUUAAGGAAGACAGACAUAUUUAAGAGAUCUAAAUCACAUCUGCCAUGUACCAACUCCAAGAUAAACUGGUAAAAACACUUUCUCCAUUUCCAGCUCAUUAUCAUACAUGCAUAGAAUUUAGCAUCAUCUGGAUUAGAGCUACAAAAAUAGUGAGUGUUCUUAUGUUUGAAUAUCAGUGACACUGUAUGCUUUAUGAGUUUCACUUGGAGACUGUGAGACAAACAUAGACCGGCCCUCAGUGGGCCAUAAAGUCCGGGUCUAUGUGGUCAAACCUGGUCUGUUGCCUGUUUGAACACAUAAGUGGAGUUUAUCUAUUGUACUACAGUACAGAAUUGCUUCACUGGGUGUUGAGGAUGUUGCUGAUAAAAUGAAACUCCUAAUUGACAAUUGACUGUGGAGCCACUCGGUAACCUUUGCUCUCAUUGGCUCAUAUCUUUGAUGUAGUGAUCGGCUUGAGAGUGAAAAUGGGUAAAGGACACGCCCAAAUUGCUCAAAAGUGUAAUGAUCAGAUUAACUAGUUGAUGUAAAGGAGUGAAAUCAAACUUUUGCUUUGUUAGACAUGUCGGUGAAUAAGUGUUUUUUUUUUUUUUUUUAGCCUGUUGAUCCAGAUGAAACCUCAGCUGUCCAUAGCGACAACCUGGAUGAGCAGCCACAAAGAAGGCAAGGAAUUUCCAUGGUGUCAGCUGAUAUGGGUCUUGUUAGCAUGGUACGCCAAGGCAUCCUGGCCCUGCAGCUGCUGCCUCCAAACUCCAGUGCAGGUAGAUUUUACUGUAGUAAAUGGAGCUGUCAUUAGUUACAGUUGUUGGAAGUUCCUCUCCUGAUUCCAUAUUAUUCAGAUCGAUUAGAAAAGAUAAAUCCUAAAACUGUGAAGCCUGUAGUUAUCCAGGACUUAAGUUUUAGCUGCUAAGAUGACAGGAGUAGCUGUGUGAUAAAGACAAAGAAGCCAUCAUGGUCUGCAGAAAUUCUGUUUUGAAUCAAACACUAUCAUUAUGUGACUUUGGGAUUAAUUGACAGUUGUGCGUUUCAGGAAUCAUUGUAAUCACAGAUGGAGUGAUGAGUGUUCCUGAUGUAGCUGUAUGUGAAACUCUGCUGAACCAGCUCCGAAGUGGAACUAUUGCCUGCUCCUUUGUGCAGGUAAAGACAAUAACAUCUGUAGGUUUGUUUAGAGGAAGUGUGUAGCUUCAACUUCUACAAUAACACAGGCAUCAGAGAUAUGUUUUAUUUAGACACAUGAAUACAAGCUACAAAAAUAACCUGGUAACUCUUUGCUCUGUGGGUCAAAUGUUACAUCCUAAGCAUGAAACACACCAGGGCAGAAUUAAUUGGAGUAUAUUUCAUCAUAUGGGACACUUAGUUUAUAUAGAUGUUAUACAGGAAAAAUUCCUAAUAAAAAAAAAGAGAAUCUUGCUCUUUUAAAAAAAUAAAAAGGAGGACACGUGUGUUGAGAUGUAAUCGCUCUGCUGGUCGUUGUUUUUCUCACUAUCCAGGUUGGCGGUGCCUACUCCUAUGACUGUAGCUUUGGCUACAUUCCCAAUGUAGAACUGAUGAAGUUCAUCUCAUUAGCUACCUUUGGUUCAUACCUGCCAAGCUGCCCCGAGGUGGAAGUUAACUGCCAGGAGAUGAACGCCUACCAUAAGGCCUUUCUGACCUAUUCUUUCCUCAAGACCCCGGAGUCCAUGAACUCAGAGUACUUCUGUGGUAAGACAAAUAUGUAUGUGGGGUAAACCUAGACUCCAAAGUAUCCGAGUUUCCCUGUGCGCUGGUUUUUCUUUUGUCCUGUUGAAUCAAAAUGUCCAAAAUUGACUGAUUGGCUUUUUGUUAUAAAGCUGAUUUAAAUAUAACAUUUGUUUAGGCCCACAGAAAGAGAAGAAGAAUACAAGAGCAGUUUAACAUCUUAAAAAUGCUAAGAGAUUAUGAUCAACAAUAAAAACAUCAAUGAUUCAUUGAUUUAAUACUUAAGCUUUAAAGGACCCCUAUGGCCUCCACAAGCCUCCAAUAAUGUUGAAUUAUUUAAAUAUACUGAUGCCAGCAGUCUACAACCAUCGUCUAUCAAUUAUAGUCAUGUUAAUGAUGAAGUACAUCUGCACUGAUAUCACCAAUGUUUUGUAGUUUCCCAGCACAAACUGUUCAAUGAGCACUUGGUGUCAGCCAGCGGGAACCCUGCUCUGGUCAUGCGAAGGAAAAAACACACAGAAAAGGAAGUCCAUGCUGAUUUAAUCAGUGUGGUGUCUGUGCGACUGAGAGAAGGCUACACCAUCAGAGAGAUCAGCCUCACCAAAGGUAAACAAAGGGCUUUCCUUCAAAGACUCAGAAGCUUCAGUAAUCCUGGUCCAAGCUGAUGGUUUCUUUUGACACGUGUUUUUCUCCCGCUGCUUUUUGCUCUUUAACCUAUGAAAGCAUGAAAUACUGCACCUUACCCUUACAGUCAUUAAGUGCAUUAAUAUAACUGUGUCUAUGUGUGUGUGUAUGCACAUGUGUGUGUGUGCAUGCAUGAUUUGGACAGCUGUACGGCAAAGGCAGUAAUAAAGUAACUCUAAACAUGUUUAGGCGGGACUCAGCUGGAGGUGAAGCUGGUGCUACUAUGGAAACACAACAUGCAUAUAGAGUACUUGGCAGCUGCUUCCUGGCCAUUGGAUCCUGCCAAGAGAACCACCAGGGUAGAGGUGACCAUGGAGGGAAGCUACGACAUCCUGCAUGAUAUCAGUUGCACCCAGAGGAAACCCAUCACGAGUCCAUACCGCACCUCUGUCAUUCGGCGCUUUUGGAACACACUGCAAAGGUACACGCUCCUGAAGGCAGAAGUGUUAACCAGCAAUUCAAUAAAACUAAGACAGACCUCUGUCUCAAGUGUAAAUAUUUACAGCACUUUUGAUAAGAAUGAACUCUACACUUUUAAAGCUGGAUGUUUGCUGUGUUUGUUGUUUCAGUAUCAAUCAGACCGAUCAGAUGUUGGUGCACCUCCAAUCAUUCAAUUCAGGUCCUGAGAACUACAUGAUUCCUGAGAGCACCAAAAAUGGAGUUCCCCUAUUCUACAUCCCUCCUGGCUCCACAACUCCUGUACUAUAUGGACCUUUAUCAAUCAUACGAAAGCAGUGUUGUGUUUUAGAUAAAUUAAUAAUGGUCAUUAAGAUGUGUGAUGUAAAGAUGAGUGAAGAAUACGCUCUGAUUGCACUCAGUAAAUCUUUCAUUUGAUAUUAUGAGAGCUAGUUUACAUUUGCAUUAUUGCAAACAGGCCUGCUGCUACUUAGUUUUCACUGUAUAAAGCUGUAUAAUGAGAAAAAAGAACAUGGACCUUAUCCAUAAAACACCAGUAUUUUCACUGUAUCAAUUCAAGCUCAAACUGUUAAUGACUGCUGAACCUUUUCUCUGUUUGGAAACCUACAACUUAAUAACUGUCUUUUUUAGGUCUUGUCAUUGCAGCACGGUGGAUCCAAAGACUCCUCUCAGUCCCAGUUUGCUUCUUACUGGAAACCCAUCCUCUCUAUGGAUGCCAACUUCUGGCAGAGAUGGCUGCACAUGCAUCGCAUUGCUAUCAUCCUGGAACAUGACAUGUGAGAGUUACAAAGUUGUAGUGCAAAGCUAAAACUAAAAAGUAAAGCAGGACAUUUUGACCAUGCUUGAACCAGAACCAUAGAAAAAACAACACCAACUCAUGAUUUCUGAUUUAUAAAGCUCAAAAACCACUGUAUUUCUUUUAUUUUGAAUCAUUGUGUCUCUCCAGGCCCAUCCCCAAACAUUUACAUACAGCUGGAAACAACGGCCGUUACAGCACCAUUCAGUGUCGGAUCUCCCACUCUGCCCUCACAUCACUGUUGAGGGACUGGAGUAGCUUUGUGCUGGUCGAGGGUUACUCAUAUGUUAAACUGAUAUACAGGUGAGGCAGAAGGUUAUGGUUUGAUGUUCAUUCAAAACUGAUCAAUGGUGUCAGCUGUUUUAGAUCCAAUCUCAAAACAGCUGAUAAUUAUUCCAGUAUCCGGUAACUUCAAUUUCUCUAAACUAGAUAAACUUCUUCUUUCGUGAGCUCACUGUCCCAUAAUGUCAUAAAAGAAACAUAACUUUUGCUGUUGUUAUACAAAGUAUGAAAUCUUUUUACAGUUCAUCUGACCAGCCACCCACCUCCUUCUAUCUGGUCCGUCUCAUAUCCAAGACUCCAUGUAUGGUCCUGCGCUUAGGUUUCCCUAUUGGUACACCAGCACACAUCAGAAACAAGGUACUAAGAGAGAAGCAUACAAGGACACAACAUUAUAUCUGUAAAUAACACAACAGCUGACAGAAAUGUUAGGACAUGAAAAUGAAAAUGUGAACAGUUUCAAAAGCAGGAUCUUAAAUGAAGUGUGAAUGGGCAGAAAGGCCUAAAGAAGAGCGAGGAGUUUAGCAACUGUUGAUCUGUCUAAUGUGCUGUUUUGGACUCCCAUUCAUAUUAGGACAUUAUUGAUAACAAUGACUCACAAUGCAAUAAAUAUACUUAUAGUUUAUAAUGAUGUAUCCGUUCCAGGCAUAUCUUUUACUAAAUAAGUCACUACUCAGCUUCAAGCAUCUGUCAGUCAUCUUUGGGCAGGUUGAUAGUGAUCAAUGAUCUGCUCUAGAAGUUGAGCUAAAAACAACUGACAGGUAAAUCAGUCUGAAUGUCUGUUGAUCAGUUCAACCUCAUUUUUAAUGUCUGUGAAGACAGCAUGUCUUAAAGUCUCUGAAAUAUUCCAAGAAUCUAAGUGAUGCUUUUUUUUCUCUGUGGUCUUCACUGUUUGCACAUUUGUCUUCACUGUCAGAUUGUGGAUGAGUUGAGAGAGCAGAUCCUGAAACUCCGCUUCCCCCACCGUGUUCAGAACAAAGAGGCAACUCCAAAGACUAAAAGGAAGAUUGUUGGCCAUCCAUCGCCGUCCAAAUCUCCUUCCAUCCCUGCUCCUAAACCUGCACUUUCAGACAGACAAUGUGUGGUGGUGCUCAAUAAGCCUUUAGAAAAACUUCUCAUAAGGUCAGUACAUCCUUUGACGAGGCAUCAGUGACUCAGUAACUGCUCUGACAUCAGCCUCUGUAGGCUUGUGACAAGAAGUGAGGCUUACAGUGAUCAGGAAGAGCAAUUUUCUCUGGACUGGUGUUAAUGAAAUGAAAACCCGUGUGUUAUAGGUAUGAAAAGCUACCCCUGGACCUCCGGACUCCUUUCAUCUUCCACAUGGAGAACUUCCCUCCUCCCUCAAACAAUGCCAUUCCCCUAAGCAUCGCAGCUAACCGGACUGCUUCCUCGACUCUGGCCUCUCUAUCACGCUACUUCCUGCACCAGCGCUGGGUGUGGGCUGUGCAAAACAGCCAGGGACUGACUGUGGCCAUGCAGGCUGUGGCUCACAUCCUGUCCAUGCUCUCUGAGUGAGUUGAUGCACCAUUUUUGAUAAGACACUGCUGCCAUAUUUGGUUGUACUUCAGAAGUACUUCUAAUACAGCUGCUCAGUAAGGAGCAAAGGUCAAAGCAUUUACCAUGUGUCCUUUAUGUUUCAAACUCAACUAAACACAGAGGCUGAAGUUUCUGGAAAGAAAGAAUUUAAAAAACUUUGAUGUGGAAUACACACCUGUAUGAAAUCUGUUCAUUCAACCCUUUUCACAGGAUCCGCUUAUCAGAGGGCUUUCACUUUGCUGCCAGUGGAGACGGCAUUGUUAACAUGGUGAUAGAGCUGCCAAUGAAGGUGAAGUACAGCAGGACCUCAAAUCUACCAGAACACUUUAUAUAUCAAACUUUCCUGUUUUUUUAUUUUCAUUUUAAACAAUAAAAGUGUUUUUUUUUUAACCAUUUCUCUAUAUUUUACUUUUCAUUCUCAGGCUGUGUCCGGAGACACUGACAGAGAAAGUCACUCUUGUAUUGUUCAGUACAUCCUGUUUCCACCUCACUCCACAUCAACCAAGGACAGGUAAGACUCGAGGACCAACUGGACCUUGUUUUCAGCCAAGGUCCUUUGCAGGACUCCGUAUUUCUUUCCACCUCUGGUCCAUCUCUCCCCAGCCUUCCUGUGUCAAUGCCAACUAGGAAUCAGAAAAAGUACUCUUCAGUAGGUCACACUCAAAAUAAGAGUUUUAGCAGCGAUUAAAUGAGUAUUAACUGUUAAAGUCAAACUCAGCAGAACCAACACAUGUUGGUCUGUGUUGAUCCUCUCUCCUUUUCCCGUUUUUGCAGACCAUCAAAAAAGAAAAAAAAGGACAAAAUAAAUAAUCACUUUACUCUUGUGUGAGUCAGACUUACAGGACAAUUGCAGCUGUUUUGGCCCAGCUCCUACAGGACACAUAAAUAACUUUAUGUAGGUUACCUUAGUGUCCAAAAGUUCCGUGACCUGGCCCUGCUCCUAGAGUAACAGAUCCCAGGCAUUGACUUUUCUGAGUAGAAUAAGUUGACAAAUCUUUGCUGUAAAGAUUGUUGAUCUUUAAAUGCAUUAAGUUUAUUUGCAGAUGACCUGUGUAAGUGUUUGAGGAGGAACAUAAUCCAAUUUUAGGCUUUCACGGGAAAGCUUCUUCUAUUAAUUAUAUAUUUCACUGUUAACUCCCUGCAGCGAGGAAAUGUGAUUCAAAAGUCGGUAACAGUGUUACCUAGUUCAUUUGUUGUUUUGACAUUUUUCAGUUCUGAAAAUGUCCAAUAAUAACCUUCUAAAGACCCGACUGUCUGUCGCCCCUUAAUAAGCUAGUGAAGUGGUAGCUCAUUGGGAUAUGGCCUGUAUAUCUUGGGAUUCACGGUGGCUCUUCUUCACAGCCUGCCACUAAAUCUGCAGUUCCUUGUGAGAUAUUCUGUCCUGUUUGCUCGUACGGUGUCAGUGUUUUUUAACAGGCUGCCUUGUUUCUCGUCUGUGAAUCCAGCUUCUCCACUGAUGAUGACAACGACACUGAAGUGGAGGCUGUAGACUUGGACACAGAGCUGAACCUGGUGACAGAGUGCUGGGUAGAACCACAGAGUGGCACAGUGAUGAACUGCAUGGAACAGCAUUGCUACUUCAAGAACCUCAAGUACCAGGAGAUACCUCAAGCAGUGCGUAUAACAAGUUAAUAUAGAACCAGGUCUGAUUAUUAAAGUGUGGGUUUGGGUAAGAGGGUAACAUCUUUGUGUGCAUCCAAAUAUCGUGGAACAGUGGUCAAAUCUUUUUAAGACUAUCAGAUUGUGUUUCAUACUUUCUGUCUGUUUUAUAGAUAUUCCCCAGAGAUCUGGCCUGUGUGUCCACUAUGAUGACCUUUGAGUAUUUGAGCCAACUUUGUCAGAAUAAGGACCAGGUCUGCUCGCUUCCUGCUGGAAUGAAGGAUCGGCGGGGUAAUGAAAAAGUCACUGUCUCCUUAAUAUUGAUAUGCUGAGUGUCCCAGCUUCAGCUUGCUCAGACUGACAGCUCCAAAUGAGCUCCAAGGUUGAUGGUGGACAGAUGAAGUUCAGUCAUAAAAACAGGCUGUAGAAUUGUUAAUUUAAUGAAGUUUGUUCAGUUGAAAGUUCAAGUAUAUGAAAUCAACAGACUGUACCAACAUUCAAAUGACCUUCUGAGGUGAGAAGAUGUGCUUGUGAGACCUAAACUGAUGAAAUUAAAUGUGUCUGUGUUUGCAGAAGAAGCCUUGGCAUCUGAAGAGAGCAUUCACAUGGUUCCCUUUCAGUUUGACCUCAUUCAGCUGCUUCCUAAAUGCCAGCAGGUUGAGCUGUUCUUCUACACAUUUGGUUCAGGUACAAUAGUCAUGUAUCUGAACAGAGGACUUGAAUGAAGCCUUUUUAUUCAUUUCUUUUCAAAUAUGUAUAUUUUUAACUGUUUUAGAAACAACCUUUUUUGUUUACAAGUGAGUCUUCAUCUCCAACAGGAGAUAACGAGGAGCAGGUCCACAGCUCUCCCUGUCCUCCAAACGAAGUCCUAUUGAGCCUGUUCCACAGCAGCCUAGAGCAUGAGCUUAGUGACAGAGAGAUCUUCCUCACUGAGUGCGACCACGCUGCCUUCAUGCUGCACAUUUUGGAGCGGGAAAGAGACGGCCAUGGGGCUCCUUUCUCCUUACCUGUAAUAAAAGGUCAGUACAUGUCUCUUAUUUGACCGACUCCCACAUUACACAGUGACAGGGCUCAGGUGAUGACGUUUACCUGCUGUUGUCCUGUGGUCUCAGUACACAGGGUUACCAAAGGGCUCAGUGUGGGUAUAUCUUAAUGUCUCCAUUUUGUGUCAUGUAUCAGAAGAGUGUAUGAAGUCCACAGAAAGACACGACACCAUGAUGUCUUUCCACACCACCUGUAGCAGCAAAGAGGUGAUGGGAUCAACAAGCACUUUACAGGUAAAUCAGUCCUGAGAAGAAAAUCUCCAUUGGCCUGGCAAAAGGCAGGGGGAGAUGAGUGGGGGAUACUCUAAACUGAUGAAUGAUCCGAUUCAUGAAUAACAAAUAGAAUAAUAAAUGCAUGUCGAUGAUAUAUGACAGAUUCAGGUGGUCCACUGAGUCUCUUUAUCUCUUUGUUUAAAUGAGUCUACUGGUCCUUACGACUUUACCAUAAACAUCUACUCUCUCUGCUUCUUACAGAGUUUCAGUAAUGCCGACUUUGUGGACGAAGAGCCCCUGCUGGGACCACAGGACUGCUCCACCCCACAGUGGAGGUGCUAUGCCAAGUACAUCAGCUCACAGCAGAUUCUCCUCACCAUUCUUCCUGCUUCCUUCACAGGUACACCUUCAGUUUUUAAACUCAUGUUCAGCUGUUUGUUUGGUCAAGAUCACUCAAAAGUGAGCUCCAUUUUCACUUUGCAGAUGUUUUAAGGUUGAUGGCAUCAGGGCUGGAGACAGAGCCUCAGAGUAACAUGAGCACACAAGAGGAUGAUACUCUGACACCCAGCAACAGAUCCCAGGCUGACUCCCUUUCUGGUUCCACUAAUGGUCUAGAGAAGUCUGAGUCCGGCCUGAAUUUGGCCAGUAAACUACGAAGGAGCUCAAGUAGUGGACACUUCCCCAUCAGGUCCCCGAUACUCUCACCACCUUCCCAGAGCCAAACUGGGAAUGUUGAAUCUCUCACCCCAGAACACCACUGCUUGGACGACAGAGUGUCCGAGAUAGAAUCUGGAAACUCAGGGACAGGUCUUUUUAUGGAGUUUUAUUGUUUUAUCGGAGUUAAUAUUUAUAUAUUCUACUCAUACCUGGUAUGGGAAAAUAUUAACUUCUACAACUUUUUCAGAUCUCGGAGAAAAAGAGGGAGUCCAAUUCUCUGAACCACAGAAAGCAGAUUUCCACAUCAGCUUCAGCCAGCAGGUUCCUCAGCAGAGUACCAACGACUGCAACCAGCUGAAGUGUCCAGUUUAUGUUUACAACUGCUCCCUGGAGCACCUGAAGGAGCUGCUGGUGCAUCCCAACUCCAGCCGCCAACCUAAGGACAUUUUCUUCAGGUAAUAGAAGAGAGAAAAGGCAAGAGCCAGAUAGUGACAGAAAAUCCAAAACGUGUUGUACAGCCACAGUUGCAAUCAGGACAGACCUGAGAUCUGGAUCUUUGUCCAGCUAAUACACUCACUGUAAGCUGAUACCUAAAUUACAAGAAAAGGAGCAGAGUUCAAGUUUACUGUGAAAGUUUUUACCCACAAUUCAUCUGCAGUGUGACUCAGAUGUCAACGGCGGUGGCUAGUGGAAGUCCUGUUUUUAAUGUUUAUAUGCUUUUCCAUUUAUUAUUAUUAUUAUUAUUAUUAUUAUUAUUAUUAUUAUUAUUAUUAUUAUUAUUAUUAUUAUUAUUAUUAAUAAUAAAAAUAAUAAUAAUAAUAAUAAAUUUUGUUUAUAUAGAACCUUUCAAGAACAAUUGUCACAAAGUACUUCAUAAUUACAAAUUAAAAGGAUAAAACAAGAAGACAUUGAACAGAUUACAUAGCAACAGACAAUCCUGGUCAUAGAAAGGUAAGUCUAAACAAACAGGUCUUUAAUUCUUUUCUUUUUUUUGACAGCUGUUAGACCCAGAGGGAGACAGCUCCAAAGUUUCUGUGAUACAGUGGAAACUCGGGAUAAUGAUUAUUUAACCCACUUAUUUUGGUAACAUUAUGUGAAUAAAUAGUAUUUGAUGCCAAGUCUGGAUUCACACAGCUCCUCUAGAGGGAAGUUGCUGUAAUUUAUCCUAAAGUGCACGUGAGGCCUUUGAAGGCUGCUUACCUGCAGUGUUAACAAGUGUAAGAAGACACUACAAGGGCAGUUACAUAGAAAAGCACAGACACAGGAGGUACCAGUUAAUCUAAAUAAUAAGUCUUAAUAAUGACACUCAGAUAAAUGAGUUGCAGUCUAGUCCUUAAUAUGUUUGUCUUUGAUUGUCUUCAUACGGGAGAAUAGACCUCGAGAUGCUGAAUCCUGGGAGCUGACACAGCAGAUGAAGCUCAGGUAGCACUGCUCAAACCUUUACUUGUGCUCUCCUUGUUUUUCUGCUGAGGUGUUGUGCAGCUUUCAUUGGAUACAUCUGAGAGGCUGGGAUGUGCUUUCUGGAGGAGAAUCUCUACCUGUCUGCGCUCCUCCUCAGGCUUAUGUUGUUGCGCACAAGUCUUUCGUUUACAUGCUUAUAGAAGGCUUAAUUUCAAUGUUCAUCACCAAGCAUCAACCUGAGAGGGUAAAAAACAUUAUUUGGAUGCCGCAGUCCAAAACUCUGGAGAGUGAAAAGUGAAGUUAAUUUUCAGAUGGAAUACUGAAGGCAGAAAGGUCUCCAAACUCUUCACCACUCCUGAUUCAUCUUAAUUAAACUACACAUGCAGUGAUUGAAAAAGUCAGAGCAGAUGUAAUCUUAGCUGAUAGAUACAGAUGUUGUUUUAAUGACUUCUUUGUAUUCUUUGUCUAAUUUUUGAUUGAGCUGAGGUUUGGCGUGUUCAAGUGUUGCUAGUCUUUUCUCUUAAAGGCCUUCUUAAAUGAAACUUGUCAUCUAAACUGCAUGUCACUAAUCUUUUCAGACUGUCAUAUUCCCACACUGCACGCUUGUCUUUGAAGCUUGAUCACAUUUCUUUAAUGGAAUUAAUUAGCUUGUCAGCAGUUGAUUGCUUUUGAAUGAAAAACGUCUCUGAAGUGUCAGUAGGGUCAAUGACUCUCCAGAUUUGCACUGUUGUGACGAAGAUAGAAGCAGACUGGUAAAAAUUGGAUAUUGUCAUUGGUGCAUGGAGCGUCAUUUGCUACUGUGUGGAUAUCUGUCAACGGGGCCAAUUUUUACCAGUACCAAUGAUCCACCGAUACAGUAGUACACCCCUAGAUUUACCUUUCAAAUCCAGGAACUGUGACAACCUCAAUCAGUUUUAUUUAUUUUAGUUGAAAAUGGUAAAUUUUUCAUUUUUCUGCAGUUUUAGAUUCACUACUGUCUUUACUUUCAACACUAGAUCAGAUAAGAUUAGAUACAUCUUCAUUAGGGGUGGGAGAAAAAAGCAUAGUAUCACGAUAUUUUGUUUGGUGAUACAUAUCGUAUCGUCUCAUUUACCAAGUAUCGAUUUUUUUCAAAUUAAUUGCUAAUAGGAACUCAAAUCUAUGAUACUGGAAAAAUCAAAUCAGCUGUUUGUCCAGUGAGGUUGGCAGAGGUGACAUUAGAGAGCAGGAGAAAGUUAGUGCAACAAAUAUAGCAGCACCUGGAGAAAGACAUUAGGAAUGCAAGCAGGGCACAAAUGAAAUGGACCUGACACAUAAGGUUUACAUGAAGUGCUUCAUGAAAAUAAAAUACUGUGUAAAUAAGACAAACAUAAAGAAAAGACAAAUGCUACGUUAGCUAAACAGUUUAAAAAUUGUAUAAAACGCAUUAUAUUGUAUCGCAAUACUCACUGUUUUGCAAAAUGUUAAAAAUCGCAAUAAUAUCGUAUCGUGGCCCAAGUAUCGUGAUAAUAUCGUAUCAUGGGGCCACUGUUGAUUCCCACCCCUAAUCUUCAUUUAUCCUUUUUGGAAGGUUCUUGAAGAAAUUGAAAUUACUUUAACAAGUACACACCUAUUCCAGAUUGAGCUUUAUGUGGCGAUGCUCUUUGAAAGUUUCAUGGCUCUGUAUCUGAAUGGAUUGAGUUUCCAAACAGAAUUUCUUGAGAGCGUAGAGGAGAGUGCUGUCGCUGCUUUAGUCUUCUGAGUGAAUAUGCAUGUCGCAGCUCUGGUGCAGGAAUACAAGAAUACACUUUGCUUCAGAUGCACUUUGGCAAUGAAGGUCACCUGUUUAUGAUUCUUUUUUCUGAUAAGUGUGUGUGUGUGUACAUAUAUAUACUGUUUGUAUGUACUGUUUUUAAUUGACUUAUUACCACAUUUAUAUAGAUAUAUACUCACACAGGCAUUUAUCAGCUGAAGAUCUGCUGUGACUCUCAGGCUUGUUGGCCUCUUUUUCCGUGCUGACUAUGUGGAGACCUCGGCGUCUUUAAAUCCUCAUGUCACCUUGCAGGUCAGUGCCUCAGGACCGCAACAGUUCAUCCUCUUGGACAGACCUCCUUACUCCUCCUCACAAACACAAGGAGCUGGCUAACUACUGUGGCCUGCUGCAAGAGCAUUACCAUCAGUGCUAUGUCAAAGGUGAGUCCUCUCCUCAACUUUCCCGAUCAGCACCUUGUACAAAAAACAAAAAAUGAAGGAUUUAAGUGUGUGUCUGUGACAUUUUUGACACUCUUAUAGGCUAAGAGGUUAAGAAAACAGGAAAAUUAAGUUUUCUACAUUCUGAACAUGUUUGUGUUAAAAAUCAUCGUGAAACAAGCAGCUGAACAAGCACACAUGUACACUUUUCUGUAAUGUGACUCAUACUUAAGCACCUUGAAUAAGUUGAAGGCGGUUUGUUAGCCCCACUGGAGAUUCAAGUCCACUGUCACGUCUCAUCAGUAAUCCAUGAAGCAGCGGCUUUUCUCUCUCUCUCUCUCUCUCUCUCUCUCUCUCUCUCUCUCUCUCUCUCUCUCUCUCUCUCUCUCUCUCUCUCUCUCUCUCUCUAAAAUGGCAGAUGCUUAAGCAGCCUAGGGUCCUUUGUGUGCACAUUCCUGUGUCUGAGUGGGAACGGUCACUGACUUCUGUCUAAACUCUGAAAAUAUAGAGCUUGUUUCAGAUUAACUCUACCAAAAAAGUUUCCUGCUGAUGGAUCAUUUGUGUUUCUGCUGUCACUCAUUUGCUUUCUGUGUUGUUCAGGAGUAUACCGCAGCCUGCAGCAGUCUUACAGCAUCAGCUCACAGGAUAUCCUGAUGGCCAUGGACUACUGUGAAGAAUCCCUGCAGGAGAUUGACAUCACUUCCUUUGUGCGGACCCUCUGUGGACACAUCAGAGGUUUCAGAGAGCAUAACAGAGCUCCAGGAUGGGGAGGGGAUCCCAAACCUCCAAGGAACCUUGCCACCUUCAUCAUUGGAGAAAUUGAGGAAGACAAACCUGAUGACAGGGCUUCUAUGGCCACCUCAUCCAGGUGAGAUGAUGUACAGUACUUUCAUAGAAAAUGUUUUCUCAAGAUACUUUGUGGAAAGAGCAGCUCUGCACCAACUCCCUCUCCUUUUACUAUUUACAUUCAUCCAACAUGAAUCCACAGCUGAGCUGGUAACAUGUUUGUAACAUGAUUGGUAUAAAAAGUUUCUAAAAUUUUAGGAUUUUAGUCUUUGACAAUUCAAGUCAUUUGAGUCAUGCUGCUGUUACACAUGCAGACUGUGAUUGAUGACAUAGUCAGGGUGGUCCCUGUUUAGUAGCAGUCAUGAUUUCCAAAGAGAAACCUUGGUUCAUCAGAUGUAACCUGUGUUUGAUGAUGCAGCUCAAAUCCGUGUUCACCAGUGUUACCACAGUGACUUUUGAAAAGUAAUCUGAUCACUAAUUAGGGAUUACUCCUUUAAAAAGUAACUUAGUUACUUUACUGAUUACUUGAUUUUAAAAGUAAUUAAGUCAGAUAACAAGUUCCUUUUUAAGUUUAUUUCAGCAGCCUCAACAUAUAAAUGACAACAAUUUUCUUUCCCACACUCACUUUGUUGGAAGCGUAAUUUCUUGACUGACAAAAACAUAAAACAAUUUCCAAUAAAAUAAAAAAUAAAGGUAGUAUUUAAAAUAGUGGUUGUAUUUCCAGCAUGACAACGUGCACCUCUCUCCUCCCUCCAUUGUUGUUAAUGUUUUUUUGCCACGGCUGCUUAUGUGUGUGCACAUGUAUGUCAUGUUAGUGGUCAUCUUGCUGAAAACGUGACUUGUCGCCUAUGUGACUGACGUCACUUCCCCCAGAUGAAAAGAAAUCUUUCUUUUUUUUUCUAAGGAAAACGAGAAAAAAGUAACGCACACAGUGACUUGGACAUGUAACUUCAAUCCAAUUACUGGUUUGGAAAUAGCAACGUCUUAAUUAUUAAUUGUUACUGAAAAAGGUGGACUUCUUAGAGUAGCACAUUACUAAGUAACGCCUUACUGGCACCACUGGUGUUCACAUACAUCAGCUGUUAAUGCAGUGCUACCUGAAGGCCUAAUGGGCAUCUAGUCCUAGUUAUCAGUUCUCCAAAACUUUAAAAAAAUAUAUUAUGUGUGUGAUGAAAUCCAAAAUUCUCCACAAUGUUGCACUGAAAAAAAAUAUUCUCAGUUUUUGAACUAUUUACUCACAAAGUCUCUCACAGAAUGGUGAGCCUCUCUUCAUCUUUGGAGAAAUGCAGCCUAUGUCCCAUUAUGUUGUUAACCUGCUGCAAGUUAGCUUAAUCAGUAAGAAGCAGUUCCUGCAGAAUUUUUUUAUCAGUUUAUUCAGCUUUUUCUGUUUUUACAAGAUGUGAUUAGGAAGUAUUUUACACAGUGUCCUCACUUUGGGGAAUUAGUGUAAUAAAUUCUCUGAGGUCACUGGUGGUAAUCUUUGCCUUAUUUCACUGUUGUAUAGCACAGUCACAAAUGUUGUGGUAUUUCAUUUCCCCCAGUAUUGAAAUGGAGGACAUCAGUGAAUCAGAGCUCAGGUGGAAAUCCUCUUCCUCCACACCUACAAUGAUCCUGGAAAAAUCAAAAGCAGCAACCAUUGCCGAGUUUCCUCUGACAUUGGUUCAGACGCAGCCCAAGUGUGAAGUGUAUCCAGACCUGCACAAAAUCAUACAGGUAAACACAAAGUCUCAGAGAAAGAAGUUACACAUCUAUCAAUUUUAUUAAAUUGUAUUUAAAUAAACAGUAUUUGCUUGCAACAAAAACCAUUAUAAACUAUUAUUUAAAAUAGAAAGUAAACCAUGUGAAGGUUAUUUUAUGUCAUUUCCAACCUUUUAAUUCCACAGAAUAAAUUCAUGGAGAUUUUGUCUCAGUAUUUUAAAACGGUGCCCUCCAAUCCACACUACUUCUUCUACUGUCCUCCAUCAUCCAAAAUGGAGGUGAGCUGACUAAGUUGUGUUUCACAGAUCUCAUUUUUUACAUGAAGUGUUUCAGGGUUAGCUCAGACUGAGGUAGAGACAUUGAUCUCACAUUUAUGCACAGUUGUUAUUGACAGGCAGAUCUAAAUACUAUGUUUUAUCCCCUCAGGAGGACUCAGACUAUGCUGAGGCCGGGAGGAGACUAAGUGAGGAGCUGGUUUCAGAAGCUGAGCCAGCAACUGAGGAUGGCGAGUAUACUUCAAUGUUUGGAGCUUUUACUUUUUUUUUUUUUUCAAAGGACGUGUCUGUCUCUAUUAGAAAUGACAGUUAGGACUGUAAAGGAGAGAAACAGAGUAAAUGACAACAACAGGAGGCAACAACAGGCGGCCCGGGCUGGAAUCACCUUCCGUCAUUAUAUGAAUUUGGAGCUGAAUUGUUCUCAGUAUUUCCGGGAUUUUCUCCACUUUCUGGAACCACCACUUGCGCAGUAGUGUUGUACGCAUUUGGCAGGAGAGUCGCUGUGAUGAUGCUCAGCUCACACAGCGUAUCCCCCGGGUGUGCUAAGUAAUCUUCGUACACCCAUAGGCUGUAUCAGGUGUCAAUCAUAGAAAACAUGAACCCCCUAAUAACUUUAAAAAAUGGAGCUGCACAGAAAAAAAGAGGACUUCAGCACAAACCAGUCUGACAGUAACUACAAGUCAACAUCUCAACCAGGGGGGAGAAAAAUUUAUAUUCUGUGUAAUAUUUCUAAAGUUUGUCUACAGCUCCAUAGGGAUUGCUGGAGGAGACAGGAUUUAUGACCUAUACUGCAGCCCGUCACCAGAAGGUGCUGUUCUCGGGGUGGCUUCACCCAGCGAGGAGGCAGGCGGCGUUCAUUCGAUCUACAGUCUAUGGCCGAUACUGACAUUGGUGUUAGCAGUUCACAAGGCUUGUAUUUGGGACUGAAAGUUAUUGACAGUAGAAAUGAAAAACUCUCAGUCAAUAUGUAGUAUUUGUAAUAUUUCAGACUUUAACACAAAUCCUAAUCUGUACACGUGAGUGAGCUGCCAGUUACACUGACUGGGCUGUCCACAGAGGAAAAAAAAUACAAACUGGCAGCAAAAAAAAAACCCGAAACAUAAACAAACACUUUUUAAUGAACCUAUUUUAUCAACCAUCUGUAAAUGAAAGAGCAGAUAAAUCAGUUUUUAGGAAGAUUUAAACAGCCUCUGUGGUUUUUGUAAUAGGGACUGUACAUUUUGUCAUCUGGGACUUUAUCUAGAGUUUAAGAGUAAGCUGGACUGCACCCUCAGACACACUCAGAUGUACAGGAUAUUAAACUUUACAUCACAUUAUGAAUCAUCCACAUCAUAUGUGAUGCAAACAGCAGAGGGGUGUGCUGCUGCUCAUCUAUUCCUGUUCAACAUGUAGAAAACACGCCAGGCUCAUGCAACAUGACGGAAAGCGACACAGACCUGGUGGUGGAGUACGAGGAGCAGUCAGACACCAGAGCCCAAGGAACUGGGGAAGACCAGUCCCUGUCAGAUUCCAACACUGUCAAUCAGGACCAGGACUCCUUCAGCAUCUUGGAAGAGGGGGACUCUUUGCUGGAGCCUGAGGGACCCCAGAUGGAUAUGCCGCCAUUGUUUGUUCAUGUGACUUGCUCUGUCAAUAUGAAAAGCUGUCACGGCUCCAUGCCCAUACAAACCCUGCCGACCUGCCUUGGUGAGUCUCUUCUUGUCCAUAACAGAGACCUGCCAAAUCCUAAUUGAACAGAAGUGUGGUGAAGUUAUCUGUUCUCACACUUUUAUGAUUUACAGGUGAGAUUAUUUCCUGCCUGGAGAACGCAGAGUCCUUACAGUCCGUGGAUUUGAAUGAGCUGUCAGUAACAUUAGAUAUUUUUGUCCUGACACUACCUCUGGAGAUCGAAGUCAUGGCUGAGUUCCAUCAUAACAGGUAAAACGAAGAAUGACCGCAGAGUACCAGUUCAGCAUGUUUCCAGGAAAAAGAAUGAUACAAAAAUUUUGAGUUUUACUUGAUACUAUUCUGCAGAGAGUAGCGAGUGUUGGGAGAGGCAAAUAGGUACUACCGUCUCAGAAGAUGCAUGAAGUAAAUGUCUUUUUAGCAUACACACAUGUUCAGUGAACUCAAGACAACAGCUACCUAAAUAUAAGGUUAUACACAGACUCCAUCAUUCACGUGUUAAUCUGCAUUCAUUCUUUUCAUCCACUUCACCACUAUGUGUAAAAUGUAAACAGUCUGAUGGUACAUUGGCACAUAUGUUCUGGUUUUGCAACAUACUUGAUAGAUUCUGGUGUGAAGUUUUCCUCUUCUACUCUGAAGUUUACAGAAAUGAUCUCCCUCCAGACCCAGAGACAGGCAUCCUUGGCUGGUCUCACCAGCUCGAGACUCUUAGUAACUGGAGGGCUAUGUCAAUACAGUAUGGGAUGGCGCCAAGCUGGGCGUGGUGGUGUGGCAGGGGGAGGUCAGGAACAGGGAUGUGUCUCUGAGUUUUGAAGCCUGGCUCACAGAACUCUAAAAUACCUUAUUUAUGGAAAAAAAUUAGAUUUGAGUUGUCAGGGUCAUCAGACGGAUUCCAUCAGAUAUGGCAACCAUUUCUUGAUCAUAUUACACAAAGAGAACCCUCAUGACACCCUAAUGUCCUGAUUGUGUUUGAAUAUUUAUUUCUUUGCAAGAAAAAAGCAUAAUUUUAUAACAGACAUUGAUGGCCAUAGAAACUUUUGUCAUAGAGCACAGCUUUCACCGUGGUUCUUUUUUUUUCUCUCUGACCUGCUUUUGGAGAUGGGGUGGGAAUAAAGGGGUGAUUGUUCAGGUUUUUAUGUUGUUAUGUAUCUUUAUGUUUUGAAAAUGAAUAAAUAAAUUAGCUGCAUCAACUCAAGCUCCACUGAGUAUGCACCAAGAUGCAGGUAUUAAUUAAUUUCCUGUCGGGAUCAGUCAGGUUCUUCUUAUCUCAUCUUAGGUACACAUCAGAGAGCAGUGUGUCCCUGAACCGUUCACCUGGGCAGCCCUCCUCCUAUCGCUCAGAUGAUGAGCUGGUGGCAGUGCUGGACAGCCUGAGAGGAGCUGGUGUAGAUGGGUGAGUUUUAAUACAUAUGCUUUUUCUGUUAGACGGUGCUGAGCUAAUCCAGGUUCCUCUCCUUUUGUCUCUCCUUCAACAGGGUCUCCAGUGAACCCCUUUCCAAACUCCCAGUUCCACACAAGUUAGCAAUUCUGGCCACAAUGGAUGAGGUGAGAUUAAAACUGAGCUAUCAGAGCAGCGAGAACAUAGAGCUUUAUAACAAGUGAUGAUAUCACAUUAGCAGAAGAGUAGCUUUACUUUUUCGGUUCACCUGUAUGUGCUGUGUUUCCUGAGCCACUUAGGGACAUUUCACUUUCACGCUGAGGGAGGAGAAGUGACUAUGAAAAAAGGAGUUUCUCAGCUAGUCACUACUAACUCGGGUCAGCAAACUUACAAAUUCUAAUGAUAUAGUCUGGAAGUUUGCUAGCUCUUCAGCAUCAGCCUUUUUUUACAAGAAGAAACCUGUUUCUCUCCUCUGCUUUCAUACAAGCCCUCAGUCAUCCACUUUUUAUGCUAAAUGGGGUCACAGCUCAUCUCCACUGUAUGAAAUGUAUCUCAUACUCUCACCAGUAGGAGGAGCAAGUUGACCACUGUAGUAACAAAUUCAUUAUAGAGUAUAGAGAAACUAGCUAGCAAUUUAAGGUGUGCUUGCUCUUAUAUCACGGGAAUGUCAAUAUGAAACAGCACCAAAGGAGUUUCUUGUUUUAUGCAGAAAAAACAACCUAAAGUCCGGUAUUUUGUCAUUAUAUUAAAGGCCUGUAUGCCAUUUCAAUUACACACGUAUGAAUGAUAGUCUGGUAUCCAACAGUAGCUCUGUCAGGGGGUAAAUAAACUAAUUCCUAGGCCUGUUUGAGAUGUUUAAGAAAAGAUAUCAACGCUGUUGUUCUCAAGCUAACCAGAACUCAAUAAUGGUUUUGGAAAUUUUCUUCCCUCAGUUUUUCUCUCCGGCUACAGCUCUAAGCUCUUCUUGUUCUGCAUUUCAGAUCCGCUGGCUUUUAGAGGAUGAAAUUGUGUCUGCUCUGCGUCAUUCCCAAGUCAUUAGUUCCUCGACUCUGCAGAAAGUUGCGGAGCAUGUUUUGAGGUCCAGCGGCCGGCCACACUGUCACUGCGAGGACGUCCCACUGCAGUUUGUUUUUGGGCCUGAGCAGUCACUGGAAAAAUUUAAAGAGGCAAUUCACUCUUUUUUUUCUUUAUAAUAAGAGUUAGGAAAGAAGAUGUUAACAAAUGUCACUCAGGAUGAUACAUUCAAAUACUAAAGUAUCACUUUAGCUGGUUCAAAGUUAGUUUACCAUUCACAGCUGAUUGAUUUCAUAACUCUGAGCUCAUUUUCUUUGUACGUAGGAGUUCCGCAGAAUAUUGUUCUCUGGCUAUGUGCUGAAUGGAGAACAGGACAGCUUCUACUACAUGUCCCUGAGCAGACUGCAUCAUCAGAGGAGCAGUGCUCACAAGAAGCUGUCCGAGGCCUCCGUAGACACCCCACAACAAACGGUUCAUUGCACUGCUGGAGCAGGGGUGGAGGAAAUGAUGCAGGGGAGCGAAGCUGAAGCUCAGGCAAUAGAGGCUGACAGCGAGGUAACAAAUGACAGUGAGGUUCACAGCAUCAGGAGCUAAUUUUUGAGUGUGCACUUCUGUAUGAUCAUACUGCAGGUCCUGAGGUAUCUCACAAUACUCAAACUCCUGAGGUUCAUAGUGAUAUUAUUUCAACAAUAAAAACAGAGCUUAAAGCAAUUCAGUAUUAAUACAGCUUUAAGAAACUGGUGCGCAAAGAUGGUGCAGAAUAAUUUUAUUUCUGUUUUUAACUCUGGAACAGUUUACUUUAGCGUCUGUUUGACCUAUUUAGCAGCAUUUUGUAAUAAAGGGCUCAUCAUAAAUGUACUGCAAAGAAGGAAAAGUAGCCAGUGACAGCGGUUUGGGAGUCUUUUCCUAACCUCACUGCUCCACAAGCUUUUUUUCUGAACAGUGUAUCACCAUGCUCUUUCCUUUGAUUUUUUAACAUUAGGGAAAUCACUAUCAAGAAGAGGUGCCACCAGAAGAGCUGCUUUGAGCAGCAAACCCACAUACAGAAUGAACAGAGACAAAUGUUUAACUAUGUCUGUUGGUACUUGAAGAAAAUUUGAUCCGUUUUAUGUGGUGCAGCACAUCACAAUAGACAUCUGUCUAGAUCACUAUCCACUGUUCAGACUGAGUGUGAUCUACAAAUCGAUGGAGAAAUUAUCAUCAAAUCUGCACCUUUAUUGACUCUUUAUUCUUGCCUCUGCUGCAAACUAACAAGAGUCGCCUAUUUUUUCUGUGAGGGCCCCACGUGAGUGAGGGGAGGCAGGGACUCAUGUCUGAGAGUUCAUGUCUGCAGUCUGCAUAAACAGUGCACUAAUUUAAACAUACAGUAUGUUGCACCUUGUUGGUUGUCUCUUUUUAUGAGUGGCUAGUCAGAGACAAACCAUCGCUCCACUCACAAACACACACACAGAGGAGGAUAAAAUGUGGAUUCUUCAUUUGGGUGAUUUGUCAUUUUAUUAAAAUGCUCUAAUGUAAAAUCAAUAUUGAAAAAUAAUGUUACCUUUGUUGAAUAAGGCUUGUUCAGGCUUUUAUUGAAUCAUGAUGGUAGACAUGUGGAUUUGUUAGAAUCAUGGCAAAGAGCAGAGAAGUGAUAUGAGUAUCUCUCUCUGUUGCACCUUUCUCAUCACACACUGAAAUUCUUCAAAACUGCAGAGUGAAGACAAGAAGUCCCUCAGCGCUGCUGCUGACUCUUCAAGUGACACGACUGCAGAAACCAGUGAGCCGACCAGAGUCUUGAAGCCUGAGGUAUACGAUAAUGUCUCUCCAAUCCCCACCGGCGUGUCUGUGGACAAAAGUCAGCCCGGCACCACCCCUCUCCAGACUGAGCCUGGAACAGAGCCCUCUUCACCCCCAAAGACCCCUUCUAGUGUCAGCCUGGCUGAGUCCAUGCAGACAGCCUCCCAUGGUGAGUCUAUCAGACACACCUCAUGCGUGCAAGUUUGGGCUCAGCAGUUUUGUCAACAUUAAAACAUCCUCAUAGUUUAGGUAGAUAGAAGAAGACCAUAACACCAAACGAGAAUCAGGUUUCUCAGUGUGUGCUUCAGUAAUACCUCAGUGACAGGAAAGAGUUCAACAAAAUGAUAUCAGUCAGAGGCUUUUGUAUGUACUAGUAUGUAAUGUUCAAAGAGGAAAACUCCAAACCAGCUCCCUGGUACAGUUUUUUUCUUCUGUUAUGAUUCUGAUUGAAGUGUAAAACAUAUAAUCAGGGAUGCUGUGAGGGAAACACUCAUCUUUGAAGAUGAGAAGUGACAAAUUCAGUGUGACCAACUAAGACUCUAUAAUACCUGCUGCAUGGAGAGAAGUUCUCUAUCAAUAUUUGGAGGAUACAGGCUGUUAUACUGGAGCCCGCUUAUACCUAACCCAGCACCCUGAGACACCACCCAACAGCUGCACUCACAAAGCCGCCCUAAAACAUACACUGUUGAAAGGAACAGUCCUCCAGAUAAAUUUUUAGAUAUUAAGCCCAGUAUAUUUUAUCAGAACUCUUCUGCAUUAUGAAGCAAAAAAAAAACACAAGAGCACAUCAGUCAGUGUGAAAUAAUUCACCCCCAAAGCUUCAACAGUCAGUUCCCAAAGGCUCACUUAGUGUUGUUAAAGGAAAGGUGAUGUAACACAGAGAGAAACAUGACCUUGAACCAGGUUUUUAGAGAUGAGUUCCAGUAUCAAAUUCAAAAUGAGUGAAAAGCCAUUCAAGUUCAUCAGUUUGAACAUCAAAUAUCUUUGUUGUGGAGUCAGGUGAAUUUAGGUGGGAACAGAUUUGAAAAUUAUUGUAUUCUGUUUUUUUUAUACAUGUUUUACACAGCAUCCCAAUUUCAGUGGAGUUGGAGUUUGUAAAGAUAAGAAAUGAAGGGUCUACAGUGUGCUGAGAAGUUUCUCUUCUUUUCUUCCACUUUUUUAUCUGAAAAGAUGUAAUUCUUAAAAUAGUAAAUGAAGAUGGCUGAAUGUACUGAAAUGAACGCAUACUAAACUCUUGACAUCUGAGGCAGUUUAUGUUCCCAGAUUGUCUGUUUUUAAAACAGACAAUCUGAAGAUUUUGAAUGGAUUAGGUUGAUAUGAAAACAGCUUUUCCAGGUAGACGUAAGUAAGUGAGCUAAGAUAGUCUGCUCUUAGCUUGUUUUCUCAGUUCAUCAUGGCAGUCACAAACACUGUAAUGUUGUUGGGCCAACAGCUGAUUACCCCACACUAUCUGUCAGAUCAGGACAGGCAGAUCUGGAAGAGCUUUGAUUUGUGACUAAAACUCCAAACUGUACCUGCCAACAGAACUGUGUAUUUUCUGUCCUCAGGCUGUGGCAAACUAAGGCCAUGUCGGGUCCAGAGUGUGGUGUCCAGCCAGGGCAGUGUGGACUCAGACAUGCAGGGUAAGUUGCACAAAACAUAGAAUAAUGAUUUAUUGUAGAGUUAUUGUGACAGAUCUGCAGAGUUGGGGCAGAUACUUCCAAAUGUGACUCUCCGAGCUGUCCAUCUGUAGACAAAGACAUGAACUGUAUUUUGUUAAAAAAUGAAGCUAAGAGUGACACAGUGUUGAACGAUGCUGAAAGUCUUUGAUUCUGAUUGUUUCUCAGCCACUGUGAGAUGGUUGGCAUGUAGAUAAUGAAACCAUGGUUUCACUGUUUUGUUUUUUUUUCUUUUAAAAGGAUAUGACGGUGGCAGCAGUGACUCUGAGUGUGAGAGUCCCACCCUGGAUGAACAUGAGUGCCAGUCACCACUGAUGCCAGACUUUUGGCUCAUUGUUAAGAUUCUCCAGGACAGAGUCAAAGUCUACUCCCACUCCAGGUCAGAGCAGGUUGAAAAAGUUCACGACUGUAGUCUGGAGUCUGAAGCCUAGAUUACCUUUAGGAGCUUGGAGGUAAAAGACUAAACCAGUUUUAAGGGGACCCUGUUUUAAGCAUUGAUUACGUCUCCAUUUUUGAUUACUGUUUGAUAACAGUGAUAAUCCCUGAUAUCUGAUAUUCUCAUAUCUCUGAUGCUUAGUCCCAGCUGUGUAUCACAAGGAUUGAUGGUCUUGUUUUAGGUGCCUUACGGAAGGAAAAGAUGACACUGCUGAGGAGACUGAAAAGAAAGAGGAGGAUAUGGAGCUACCUGAAGAUUUACGACUCUAUCAAAUGGUGGUCAGAAAGAUUGGUGAAAUCUGCAGAGUCGUCAAUCAGGUAACUGACUACACAGCAAAAACAAUUAACAUGGAAAAUAACUGAAAAUAACAUCUAGGGCUCUAUUUUCAUGCCUGCCAGCGGCGCGGCGGAAGAUGGCGGACCCCGCGCAGUGGUAUUUUUGUCUGGUAGGGCCCGGCAUACAGCCAGUUUGGUAUUUUCGUAGACUGAGGCACACCGAGGUCCGCCAAGCUGGGGGUGGUGGAGCGGCAGGGGGAUGUGUCAACAGAAUCAGCUGGCGCAGUGACAUUUUCGUGCCCACUGACGGCGUAGAAAGUGCACUGAAAGCUUGUCGAUUCAAACCUGGUCAGCUUUCAGCGCAGGCGGAGCGCAGCUGGUCUAGUGGUAUUUUGGUAGACCGGCGGCGAAGUGCAUGUACGUCACAGAUGCCUCACUGGCAGGUUUCCACAGUGUCAGGCAUAUUUCAGUGCAAUAAAUAAUCAAUAACAACAAAUAUUCUGAGUCAGCACAUGAGCGUGUUUGGCACACAUUUGGACACACAACCUGACUGAAUCAACACAGCUGAAACCGCAUUGAAUUAAAUUAAAUUUCUAGCAAACAGACACACAUGAUGAAGUGAAGAAGAUAUUUCAUUCAUCUCCCCCCUAUUUCUAUCUUCCUCUUCCUCUUAUUUCUCGCGCAGCUCGACCUGGACAUGUUUCUGUGUCCUCUCCCCGUCCUGCUGCAGCUGCUGCUGCUGCAGCUGAACAGAUGAUUUUAUGCACACAACCCACCUUUUUCAUGUGAGGUUUAAAUAUAUGCAAUUUUAAGUGAGUGUCUUUAUUUGGUGGAAAGGAUGUUUGUCUUACCAGUGGGUCCAACAUUACACACACCAAAUCCAACUGUGCUUAUAUGAGAGAGUGUGAAGGACGCCCUCUGCAGCACUUACAGCGACAUUUGUUGAGGGGCAUUGCUAUCUUCAGCCAUCUCUUGAUCUCUUUGACUACUUCACGAAAAUUGUAAUACGCCUCGCAGGUGGCAGAUUUAAAGGUGAGAAGAGUAGCUGAUCUGAUUGGCAAAAAGAGGUCUCGGCUGUGUUAAACCCACUCCACGCCCUCUCUACGACUUACGCCACUGGGGGGAGCUGAGUUAGGGAGGGGGGAUACUUACGCCGGGCUGUGCCGCUCACCAAAAUACCAAAAUGUGCUUGGGCACGCCUUGUCAGCGCGGCAUACCUAACUUACGCCACGCCUACUCCACUACACCGGCGAGGAGCAAAAAUAGAGCCCCUUAUGUUAUUUUCAUUUUAAAACUGUAUCACUAAUAAGAUAGUCACACAAAUCUAGUUCUAGCAAAUCUAUCUAAAAUUCAGAGUAAGGGUUCAAAUUAGUGUAAGUGAAUUGAGAUUACUGUGAUUUCGUUCAGAUUCUGUUGGAUCUGAAGUUUCUGAACACAUCUUUUACACCUUUACACCUUUGUCUCUAAGUUCUCUCCUGAUUUAUUUUCCUCUCUGUGGAGGUGUCCUGCUUUCACACAUAGAUAGAAACUUGUUUUCGAGAGUAUAUUUAUGUCCUGACUGAGACUGCAGUGACAGAGUUUUCUGUAUGAGAUUUUGUGCUGAACCCAAAAGCAGAUCGGAGGUGGUUAAGAAUGAGGAGUUGUGGCGCCGUCGCCAUGAGUAGGCAGUGAAGGCAGAUAAAUGAUCUGGUGUAAGAGUUGUGGCAGCCUGGCAGAGAUUGGUGGCUGGGCUAGAGAGGCUUGUGUGUUUUUUUCAUUAGUCUAAUGAAAAAAACACACAUUCACUAGUAAAAGUUUCAAACUUGCAAUACUCAAAAGCAGGCUGAGAUACCACAGGAGAUGUGGGAAUAAUCUGACACUGAGAAGACAACAGGCAGUGCUUUUAGUGCAACAGGUGAUGAGGUGCAGCUAUGUCAGUACAGGAGGAGCUGCAGCUGGAGAAGAGCCGCCCAACCUCUGUAAAAUAAAAAGAGGGAGAACUCCAAACAAACUCAUCUCAACAGAAGUGAAUUCUUGAUGCUGUUCAGUAAGGUAGUAUAAUGUCUGUGUGUAUGUUUAGCAAAUGCUGCUGCAGGACCUUCAUGACAGCCAUGUUUGUAACUCUCUACUGGUGGCUGAGAGUGAAGAGGACAUCUGGAAGACUGAGUCUCUCUACAGGCAGAAACUCAACACCUCUGAUGGUAUGUUACUAGAGGAUGCAAAUAUACAGAACAUAUAGGUCUAUUUUGUCCUCCUUAGGUUAUGAAUGUAAUGACAUUUAAAAAUACUUUGAUUUCUUCAAACCACGACUCUCCUGAUUCUUCCAUCAUUUCCUGACCACAGAUUACAACACGGAGGAAAGUUACCAGGCCAAAGACUACCUGGCAGCCACUAUGCAGUUCAUGCCUGGACACUUUGCCUGUGACGUUGUGUGGAGCACAAUUAUACACAUUCACCCACGCCUCAAGAUGGGUCCCAACAUGGGGGUAGCCAGGGGUAAGUGGUUUAUACAAAGCCUGAGUUUGAUAAGAAAACAGACUCCCCGAAUUCAGACUGAAACCUGACCAGUUACAGGAAAAUCCUAAAGUUGAUGUCAGCUGUUUACUUUCCAAUUCUGCCUGAGGUAUUCACUGACAAUCUUAGUGGUUUGACAGUGCUGUGAGGAUUGUUGUCAGCUCUUCAUAUUUUACAGUUUGCAGAAGAACAGUUAAAAAUACUCUAUAAUGUUGACACUGUUUUAUCCAUAAUUUAACUGAAGAGAAAAAUAAAAAGUUUUUUAAGUACCAAAAGAAAGUAAAAAAGGAGAACAGCAGAUAAUCCACACACAGCAGUAUCUGAUUUAAUGGCAUGUCAUCAUUUUGCACACUAUCAAACCUGGGUAAUUGAUGACCUGUAAAACACCAGGAAAUAAAACGAUGCUUGCUAGAGUUUUUUUCUAACUGAAGGGAGAAAACAGCUUCUUCAGAUGCAGCUCAAAAAUGAGUGUCCCGAAAACGAUCGUUUGUUUCUUUUUUUGUAAAUUUAUACAGAAAAUGAAACGUUUUUGCUUCCAGCUCAUUAAAAUCAAAUAUUUCACUUUUAGAAAACACUAAUCCAAAAAAACGGGAUUAAUAAAACAGGAAAAGUGUUGACCUUCAGCUUCACUUCUGCUCUCAAAUCUUGGCUGAAGCCUUUUGUGCAUUAAUUACUGCAACAGUACUAUGUGUCAUGGAGGUGAUCAGUCUGUGGCUCAGCUGGGUCUUACUGAAGUCCAGGUCUCUCUGAUAGCUCCUCAGACCAGUUGGGUGGACAAUCAGGCACAGUACCAUGGUCAUCAAACCAAUUUCAGGUAGUUUUGGUGCUGUGGACAGGUAUCAGGUCCUGCUGGAAAAGGAAAUCUGGAAAUCUCCAUAAAUCUUCACAGCAGAUGGAAAUACAAAUGUCUCUAAGACCUCCUGGUAGACUUUGGGCUGUGUUGACUUUGGACCUGAUAAAACACAGUUGACCAACAACACCAUCCUCCUUAUAAAGGAGGUCAAUGCUGGACAACUGUCAGGUCAGCAGUCUGAACCCUGAUUGUGGUUGUGUGAACUGUACCAGAGUAAGAGGCUCAGCAAUCCUGUGCAGGUGCUCCGUUUAUUAGCUGAUCGGAGCUGCUUUCUGGACCAACAGAACUGAAAGAACCUGGACUUUCUCACAAGAGUUAGCUUUGAGGGAGUGGAUUUUUGGUCUUAAUGAGGUGAAAGCUCUAACCAUCAAGAUUCAAACACAGAAAGUUUGGAAACAUUUCAGUUUUAUGUGGUAGAAAUAUGUGGAAGUUUCACUUUUUGAAUUUGAAAAGGGGAAAAAAUGAACUUUUUCAGGACAUUCUGUUUUCUUAAUGUGAACCUAUUUUGAGAUAUGCAGAACCUUUAAAGGCCCUCAUGCUGUGUCGAAAUCUUUUUUUUUACCCAGUUUUUAGGAAAUUAUCUUCUGAUGUCUUUUCCCGUAUCUUUAGAAGUUGAUGCAUUUCCCUCCUGUGGGACUGAGUUAAGAAAGUACACAAUUCAACAAGAUGUUGAAAAAUAGCUUAAAAAUAACAUCUGAAGUGAUAGUCUUACGGUGGUGACACUGAAGCGAAUGUCAGCCUAAACACCCCGCCCCCAACCGGUUGAAUAUUUAUCCCCUUAGAAGAGCAUUAGAUUUAAAAACUACCCUGAAACUUGUAAUGGAAGGGGAUAAAAAAAGACUAAAUGUAAACAAGACGCAAGAAGUGAUGGGGGAGAGGCAGUCAAAGAACAUGACAACGAUGAGGAAAGCGAUGAGCAAAAUGGCGACGCUAACGAGGAAGAAGCUAACCCCGUCAUGCAGGCCAUCUACAUCGAGAUCCGUGCCCUUAGGUCGGAUGUUAAAAGUGAAAUGAGUGAAUUUCACUGAGUCACUCCGUCUAUUUUCGAAUUGACUAUUUAUUUAUGUAAAUCAGAUUGGCACAGAGUCAGGGACUGUAAAAUAGGGAUUAGGGAUAUAUCCGAUCAUUCAGGGGUAUACUUAACCCUGCACUUAACUAAACCGGAAAAAUACACUUUGGAAACUUAAUACCAGCAUUUUAAUGACAAAAAAGUGCAGAAACAGAUUCAACAAGAUUUUGAAACAUAUUUACAAAAUAAUGAUAAUGGAGAGGUGUCUCCAAAUACUUUAUGGGAUGCAGCAAAGGUAGUUGUUCGGAGCAAAACUAUUGCCCUCACAGCCUUUCAUAAAAAGGAAAGACAGAGAAGACUUCUUGAACUACAAGAAGAAAUGAAGGCAUUAGAAACUAGACACAUGGAACAAAAAGAUCCUCAGAUAUUAACGAAAAUAAAUAAAAUAAAACAGGAUAUAAAUGGUAUGUAUGAUGAAGAAAUUGAAAAGCAACUUAAAUUUACUAAAGUAUUAUGAGACAGGGCACAGGGCAAUGAAACUACUAUCCUGGAGGAUUCGAAAACAGCACGGGAAAAAUAUGAUCUAUAGGAUUAGUUAUCCCAAGACACCGAAGGUUUGCAGUGAAUCAGAGGACAUUCAACAUGCCUUUGAACUGUAUUAUAAAGAACUAUAUGUCCAACCGGCCAUGUCAAAUACCACAACAAUAGAGACCUUUUUAAGUUCACUAGAUGUACCAUCUGUAGGAAAACAACAAAAUAAAGAAAUUAUGGCUGAGAUAACAGAAGAAGAACUGAGCAAAGCCAUUUCAAGAUUGAAGGCUAAUAAGGCUCCAGGAUCAGACGGUUAUCCGUCUGAAUGGUAUAAAAUAUUUAAACCACAAAUAACACUGGUCCUGCUUAACAGUUUUAACGAUACACUAAGAACAGGAGUAGCCCCCCAAUCAUGGAAGUAAGCAGUUAUUUCUAUCAUCCGAAAGAAGGAAAAGAUAAAAAGGAAUGUAGCUCAUACAGACUAAAUGAGCAUUAUACUUCUCUCCAACAGCCAGGAUCAGAGUUAAUGGACACCUGUCACAAACUGUUCAUUUGAAAAGAGGGACAUGCCAAGGCUGUCCCCUGAGCCCAACUUUAUUCGCACUAUUCAUAGAACCCCUCGCUCAAGCAAUUAGAGAGAACUCUGAGAUAAAGGGGAUUAUGAUUAAAGGAGAUGAACAUAAGACUUGUAUGUUUGCGGAUGAUGUUCUGCUUUUAAUUACAAACCCAGACUCAAGCAUUCCCAAAUUGAUGUCCCUUCUAAAAAAAUAUUAUUUAUAUCCUGGAUACAAGCUUGAUAUCCAAAAAACCCAAACACUCACAUUUAACUAUACUCCCCACCCAGAUACUAAAAGGAAAUAUAACUUUAAAUGGGACUCGCCCAAAAUAAAAUAUUUAGGAAGAAAUCUUUCUAAAGAUAUGUCAAAACUUUUUGAAAACAACUACGGUUAAUGAAUAAAGAGAUCAAAUCUGAUAUUUCUAGAUGGACCCUCCUCCCACUGGAUAUGAGUAAUAGAAUAGAAAUCAUUAAAAUGAAUGUUUCUUUAUCUUUUUCAGUCAUUGCCUCUAGAGGUACCCCAAAAACAAUUUGAUGAGUGGAAUGCCUGGAUCUCAAGGUUCAUUUGGAACAGCAGACGACCUAGGGUUCAGCUCAAGGCUCUACAGCUGGGAAAAGAAAAGGGAGGAAGAGCUUUACCAUGUUUACAAGACUAUUAUUAUGCUGCACAACCGAAACCCUUAGUAUACUGGUGUUCUCCAAAUUAUUAAUCUAAAUGGAAAUGCUUAGAAACUACACAGUUAAGAAUUCCAAUACAAUCUAUAAUAGGAAAUAAAAACCAAGCGAAAACACAUAACAGCUUGAAUCAAUGGACUAUACUCACUCUCAAGCUAUGGUUUAAGGUUUUAAAGAAGUUACAAAUAGAGAAACAGGUUCGAGUCUUGAAUUGGAUAGCAUAUGAUCCACAGUUUGAACCUGCUAGAUUGGACGGGGGCUUUAAACAGUGGGUUAAGAAAGGUAUCACAUCCUUUUGUGCGCUCAUCUCAGACCGUGGAUUUCAGAGUUAUGAGUCAAUUUCUGCCACAUUUGGACUGGAGAAGCAGGACUUCCAUAGAUACCUGCAAGUCAGAGACUAUUAUAAUAAAAAAUUACAAUUCAAGGAGGAGAAGGAAUACAAUUUAAUGUCCAUAUUUCAUGAUGCAUAUAAAAAAAAUAAAAACAAAGUUGGUCUCAAGAAUAUACAGAAGUAUACAAGCCUCUAAAAAUCAUUCUACAUUAUCCAUUAAACAAAAAUGGGAGAAGGAGUCAGGAAUACAAAUGUCAGAAGAGACCUGGAUAGAAAUAUGUGAGACACAAGCGACCACUGCAAAUUCAAGAUCUUUAAGAGAAUUCGGCUGGAAAAAUGUGAUGAGAUUUUUUAUGACCCUAAAUUAACAGCACUGCAAACAGGCACACAGAACCGAGGCUACUGCUGGAGGCAAUGUGGAAUCCCUAUGGCUAAUCACUUUCAUAUUUUUUGGGCCUGUCAAUCCAGUCAUUUUGGAGGGAGGUGUCAACCGAGAUCAAUAAAAUAUUGGGGUUGGAUUUAGACUUUUCUUUUGUUGUUUUAUAUCUCGGUAAAAUCACGGAAACAGUCCUACAUAAGGACAGGUAUCUGUUGAAGAUUCUUUUGGCAAGUGGUAGGAAAGCCAUAACAAGAAGGUGGUUACAACCAGAUUCCCCAACAUUAAACCAGUGGCACGGGAUUGUCCAAGAAAUUCACUGUAUGGAGAGACUUACUUUUGUUUUAAGACUUCAGUUGGACAAUGAUGUCCUCACGUUCUGUAAAUAAAUAAAAAGUAUUAAAAAAAAAUAAAAAAUAACAUCUGAAGUGACCUUUUAGCAGAAGAAGUGACAAAUUUCGAUGUGUUAAUAAAUGAGGCAACUGUACAGUCUGUAUUUACCGUCUGUAAAUCUUAUACCAUGUAAUGUAUUAGGGAGUUUUCCCCAAGCAGUCAUUAGCUUCCUACAGUAGGUCUGACAUUCUUAUUCAUUGACACGACAUCUUAUAUGAUUUGAGUUUUUAAUAUCUUAAUGCUCAUCACUACUUUAUCUCACAGACAUGCCAAACUCAUCUCUGUAUUUUUUACCCCCUCAUAGCUAUUCAGGCCCUGCGCUCUGUGCUGAACUCUUUCUGUGUGGUCAACCGGAAGAACAUGUUUGUGUACCAGGAGCGUACAACUAAAUCCGUCUUCUACCUCAGGUUAGAGUUUUUCCUUUUCAGCACAAUGCUUUUUCUGGGGCAAAUGUAUUUUGUAAAGGUUUGCCCAUCACUGUGUGUGUGAGAUUGAAUAAAUUUGUCAGUUUCCUCAUGGCCCCUCAGUGACAGACCUCAUGAAGGGAGAAAGCAGAAGACGUUAUUUACAGAAAAAUAUUGAGAGUUAACUCAGAGCUGAUGGGGCUUGUUAGAGCCUGAUAUGUAACAAUGACCCGAAAUGAAAUGAAAAAAAGAGUUAUAAAGGCCGAAAUGUAAUAAUUGGUCAAUAACAUAAAAAAAGUGUUUGAACCUGAAAUGUUAUCAAAAAAAUGUAAUAAAAUCCCAAAUGUUAUAACUCACCUAAAAUGUAACAAGUUGCUACACAUUGGGUUCAGCAGCUAGUCUAACCUAAAUGUUAAAAUGAUUUCAGGUGUAUCAGAGGUGUAUCAUUGCUGUGCUUUGUGUUGAAAUCUCUAGACUUUGUGAAACAUCACUGACAGGGAAAUACUCCGACGUAGAUGGGAACCUUCACAUGACUCGCUCUGUAGCACUUGCCAGGAGUCAAGAGCCCUUAUCUCCCGAGGACCACAUGGUAAGGAAGGCAGUAUACAACCAGUUGGUUCGCUUGUUGGCAUGUGAUUUCUAGUUGAGAGAAAAAAGGGGAUCCCACAAAACUCUCCAUUGUGAUCAAAUUCUUGUUAUUCACCUGUGGUAAAAUGAAUAACUAUUAUAAACAGUUUUAAGCUCUCUCUGUGGGAAACUCAGUCUGCAGUGAGUCAGCAUGAACUCUAGAUUCAGUGAGUGGGAUUUAAACUGCAGUUUCAUCAACUGGUGACAAGAUGUCCACUAUCUAAUUCUCCAUUCAUUCUAGCACAGGGUUCCUGCAGAUCCUUGAAAAUUCUUCAAAACUCCUCAUUCAGGAGUAAAGAUUGGGGGUCAUUGAAGGCCUUGAAAAGUUCUUUUUACCUGUGAGAGGUUGUCAGUUUGAGAUGAGACAAAUUUGCAUGACUGAAUACAAGGAAUAAAUAUCCAAGUUCUUCCUCUUCUUCUCCUUCUCCUUCUUCGUCUUGUUGUUUUUCUUCUUGUUCUUCUUCUUAUUAUUAUUAUUAAAGCCACAGGACAAACAUACUGAGGCACUGGCUCUAUAUAACAGUAUAGAGGCCAGUGUAUAGGGGCUAUUGUUAUACUGUGAAUAUUUUCUAAAUCCUCUACCAGACAUAUUUUGAUUUGUUACUUCUAAUUCUUAAAGAGUUGUAGGACAAAUUAUAUAUCAAAAUGUGCUGUUUGAUCGGGAUCGGUGUGCUCUUACUUUUCUCAAUUGUAUACAAAAUAAUAUAGAGAAAUUUUGCGUGAAGUUUUUCCAAAGUUUUUGGCGAAGUCAACAGAAUUUGGAGCACAAAAUUGUGAAGCUAUGAAUAGAACAUACAUAAUAAGUGUGAGCGCAGUGCAGCUGAACUAUCUCUGAGGCUUUUCUCUGUUAUGGGCAGCUUUUUGUGUUCACUAACUAAGAACAGAGGGAAAGGAAGAUACAUGCAAAUUAAAGGGAGUUUGCCUUUAAAAUGGAGAAAACAGGAAAUGGUUCAAUGGUUGUCAAGGGUAACAAGGGAAAUACUUUUAAGUAGCUUGCAAGAAUGCUUUUCACCUUUGGAUUUUUUUUUACAUAUAUCAGUUGUGUGUCAAUCUUCAUUUGUUUCUCUGUUCAUCAGGUCUUUUCAGGUCUUACAUGUCUGAGAUGAGUUUUUAGCUGUGUGUUGCAAUGUUUUGAUAUUUUUUCAUGUCUGAUUCUUAACCAUGCCCAUAUCUCUCGCUUUCAUCCUCUCUCUCUCUCUCUCUCUCUCUCUCUCUCUCUCUCUCUCUCUCUCUCUCUCUCUUUCUCCCUCUCUCUCUCUCUCUCUCUCUCUCUCUCUCUCUCUCUCUCUCUCUCUCUCUCUCUUGUUCAGGGCUCUAAGUCUCCUCUGGAUGGCUCUCGACUGGUUGGACAGGUAGACAAACACAUCCUGCUGCUGGUGCAUGGAGUGGGAAAUGCUGGUAAGAGCAAUAAAGUUAUAUAUGGAUUAUAGAACAGAACUGACAGAACUGAUCAGUUAUCAAAUGAACUAUGAUAUUACACUUAUUCAGCUUGUGUCUAAAGAGCUGUAAGCAGUAGUUGUCCCUGGACUUGUUGGGGGAUAUAAUGACUGUUCUGGAUACAAGUAAACACCUUUGUGUCAGCCAAAACUAAAGGAAUAAUCUGAACCAACUGUAACUGAUCUAUUGACUUCUGGGAGAGACUGAAGCACAUUUGAGCUUUCUCCACAGUAUGAUUAAAAAAAACACAAAACUGAUCAGAUUAACAGGCAGGCAAAAAUCUCUUCUUUACUGGUGAAGUACCUCAGCAAAUGGUCAUCAGGCUGGAUGGCUGUCAGCGUGUAAAAACCUGUAAGCAGCCCUCAGCACUUCUGAGUGGAUCAUUGGACUCAACUGUCUGAACAGCAUCAGGACCGGCAGAGGGGGUUAUUUCAUGGCUUUUGUUUACACUUGAAUAUAUUUUCUCACUAAACUCUCAUUUUACAGUUUAUCCCACUAACAGUCAAACAUGAAAAAUAAACAGAGGAUUGGAUCAGCUGUUGUCUCAAUAAUAUGUCAAACCACUAUGCCGCGCCUCUAUGCACAUUGUAGGCCACCAUUAAAGCAAAAGAGAGAGAGAGACAGAGAGAGAAAUGAAGGGAGAGGAACUCUUAACUUCUCAUCUAUUAAACAUGUAGCUUGUGUGGUUGCGUCAUCUAUUACUGUGUGUUAGAUUUUAAGAUGUUGUUUAACACCUUUGUUAAACAUCGAAAUCCAUACUAUAUUAUUCUAUUCAAAUCAUCUGAGUGCUAAUGAUGAAGAAAUUUGCUGGAUAAGGCAUGCAGUUUCUCCCUUGAAAGCCUUGAUGGCACUCUUGACCCGGGUAUGUUUCCUUAUUGUAGACUAGCUGGGGUUAAACCAAUUCUAAAUCAACUCCUGUCUGGUCCACCACUUCCUGUUCUUUAGGGGGGUUAGUUUUGAAUUAGAUUUGAAGAAUCAAUCGUGAGUUUACUUUAAUCUAAGUGUUGGUUCAUCUCAUUUUAGCCAAACACGAUUCAGGUUUCUGAAGGGCUCUGCAGAUCAAAUGAACGGUCGGCCAGAGCUUCAGAGAAAACAGUGAUAAUGUUUUAACUUCAAACAUGUCUUCACGUGGACUUCCUCAAGAUUCAUAAAAACAAGACAAGUAGAAAUAACAGAAGCUUUGAUCACAGUUUCACCACCCUGGUUUGAAUAUUUGUGUGUUUCUAACACAAGAGUGACACCGAGGUUUUUCUCUCUGCCUGUCCAGGUCCAGAGAUCACAGACGAGCUGGUGAAGGUUCUGCGUAAGCGCUUGGAUGAGACAACAUUGGACAUCAUCACCGUCAUGCUGGUCAGGAACUGUAAGCUGACUCCAGCUGAUGUGGAGGUGAUUUGCUUCUUUCUCAGUCACUAUUUUGAGAUGAAAAGUGAAGAAUUGUCAAGAUUUUUGUGUACGAGGUUUGUUCCUGUGUGAUUACAUGUGGCGUAUCUUGCUCUGAGUGCCUGAACCUGUGCAGUGCAGUGUGUAAAUUGCUUACUCUUCCAGAACUGUGGGUUUUAUGUCCACUUAGGCAACCAAACUGAAAAACGCUUUGACUUAAGUUUUUCUCCAAAUGCUGUCUGGUCAGUUCAUCCAGCCUUCUGGAUCCCCGGCCACUGAGGUAAUGAACUUCAGUCUGCCCCAGUACUGCCUUCCCUGGCUGCCUGCUGUGGCUCACUACCUCAGACAGAACCUCCUCAUUUUCCUGCACAUACCAAAGUAUACUGACAGCAACACAGCACAUCACUUUAAGGUAAAAUCCCUCGAGGUGUUCGUCCGACUAUGUUACACAACUGCUUUGGUUGUUUUUGUUGCAUGUUUCAUGUUAUUGACCUUUUUCAUGAGUGUUUAUUAAGACAGAUUAGUCAAAGUAUGUACACCAAACAUGUUUUAAAUACACAUACAAGGGGCAAAGUAAGUAUGAAGGGAGUAUGGACUGCAGCGAUCUUCUGUUUGAAUUUGGUAGCCCAUGUUGUUUUGUGUAUGAGGCUGUGUGGCAGUUACCACGUGUUACAAGGCUAGAUCAUGAUAUAUAGACAUGCCAGUCCUGUAACAGUGGCUCUCAUAGACAGCUUAUUUGUACACCUCGGACUAUUAUAAAGCUGCAUUGUUACUCUGAGUGCGGAUGACUUGAUGAUACUGUAGUGGAACGAGGUCAGACAGAAGCAGAUAAUGCAGGACAGCAAAAAGACUUAGAGCUUCCUUUUUUUUUAAUUCACACAGAGAGCCAGACACUUGGUGGUACUCCUUCUUUACACUGCCUAUGGAGCAAAAUAAACUUCUUAAUACAACAAAAUAGUUAUUAUUGAUGUUGAGCUGUAAGGGGCUUUUUUUUUCUCCCACUCUGUCUUGCAGCAUCACUUUCAUUUGAACAGCGACUUGGCUGAGGGUGAUAUCUACCUCUACAACAAGCCUGGAGGCCAGGGGACGGGUGGCAAAGGUACUUUUAUUCACCCAGCUAGUUUUUGGGUUUACUUUAUCCAUCCAUCUUCAGCCACUUAUUCAGUCAGGUCUGGGGUGGGCAGCAGCCUAAGCAAGGAAGCCCAGACUUCUCUCUCCCACUUCACCCAGCUCUUCCUGAGGGACACAGCGGCGUUCCUAGAGCAGCUGAGAGACAAAGUCUCGCCAGCGUCUCCUGGGUCUUCCCUGCAGUCUCCUACCUGUGGGACAUGCCCUGAACAACUCACCAGCAAGGCAUCUGGGAAGCAUCCUAUACUGCCUACAUAUAUAUGGUUUACUAGAGUACCAAAAGUUAGCGGUCAGGUCUUGAUGCUGAAAACUCUUUUGACUAAAACAUCAAUUUAAACUGGACUAAAAUGAUGACUGAGGUCUUAAAUGAAACAACACAGAGACUGAAAUGUCUCUAAAAUCAAUCACAGUUUUCUUAAAUCACCAAGACUGUGAUAAACAGUGAGAUAAAGUACUGCAGUACAGUGACAGUGGCAGUGACACUGAUGGACUGUAGUAUGAACCAUGCUGGUCAGUGGGAGGAGGACAACCGUUGAUGAACUGAAUAUACAGUCAAAGUAGUUUUUCCUACACUCACAGGUUAGUUCUCAGGAGAGCUCCUGUCUUUGUUUUCUGCUCUGUAUUUCAGAGUCUGGCAUGUUCACUCCUGCAAAGAGGUUAAUCAGAAACUGGACUUCAGUUAGAGUCUUUUCAGAUCAGAAUCCACACCUGGACCAAAGUUAAGACUGUGUGUACUUGUUCUGACUCUAAACACUGGUGCACCCCUAAUGUUGUACUCUGGGUGUCUCUAAUACUGGUCCAGGUACCAUGUCGGAGCUGGUUAAGCAUCUCUUUCCGCCCUCCCAGUUCAAAGGUACCACUAACUGUCCCAACCUUCCUUCUUUUUUCAUCUUCUGCAGCCCUUUAUGUUGACUAAAGCCGCUGUGGCUUGUUCGUCUGACUGUAUGUGUUCUGCUCUUGGUCUUUUUCUCUCAUUUCUUUGCAGUGCUGUAACUCCUCCAGCUAAGGCUUCCCCCUGGCAUAUGUGUACACUGCUUGUUUUUGUUAAAAAAAAUGCUUUUUUUAAGUUAUAAACAGGCAGAAAUAUUUUCAGGUGGGUGACUGCCCGCUCAACAAGCGCUUCUCUGACCAUAGAGCACAUCCAUGAACUCUUGUUUGCUUGCUUGUGUGGUAUUUUGGUUCCCAGAACAGAGUGCAUGCUGCAUCAUUUGAAGGAACACACUAAAACCUGAGAGGUAAAUUCAAUUUAGGCAGCACUGAGACAGUUAUGAGGUACUCUGAUUGGUCCUUAUGCAUCGUGCCCAGACUAGUCAUCUCACAACCAAGUCUGUGACUCGAGUGUUGGGUCAGUUUGUUUCCUCUUGUGUCAUUUUUUCAAUAUCAUUUUUCUCCCAUUUAGCUCCUUUAGUUUCCUCAUCCAUCUAAAGGCAUCACAUCAUGUAUUGACAGAUUCAUCAGGCUCUGAUAGAAGAAGCAAAUCCACUUCCGAUUCUGAUUCAUCAUAUACAUGCAAGUCCGGAGAAGCUUUGAUCGGGGACUGUGUCACUGGAAUGGGGAAGGACAUGAAAAAGAUGUUGUCCUUUUAGAAAUACAUGUUACUCCAAACCUGUGUCUUUCAGCUUUGGUGGUGCCUUCACAAAUGUGCAGCUUCCCCAUGCUAUCACAGAUGUGAGCUUUUGAGCUCUCAUAGACUGGAUGGUCCCUCUCCUCCUUAGCCCAGAGUGGGCAGCACCCUCAUUUUAUUUACAGCCAGCACAGCACUAGUCAGGUAAAUGAAAAAUGAAGAAGGAUAGUAUCGAAAGUUAAAUAAAUUUAUUUUUUAGGUCUCUACCAAACUUCAAGCAAUUUAACUGAUGUGUGGUCACUCACUGAUGCUGAAUUUAUCCGCCUCCGGAUCCUUUUGGAGGAUCUGUUCCACACUGUAAGGUUAAUGUGUGACACUCUUACAGUUCUCUAAGGUUUGGGCUUGAGAUUGUCACUUACCCUGCACACUAAGUCAUCAAAAACGCACACAGAAGACUCGAGGGGGGGUCAGAUCCUGUGUUACCAAAAGUCAGAGUUGCUGUAUAACUAACAUCACCCCCCCACUAGAGAAGAAAUGGUGUAAACAGCCAGAAGCAGAUAUAGUCCUCAUUGACGUUGGUCGAGGCGUGUUAUGUUCAUUCAGAGGAGGAGCCUUGUGCGUACAGCCCGGCAGCACUAUGGGAUCAGAGAAAGAACAUCUGCAUAAAAACAUCCAAAAUCAGCAGCUUUGUCUGCCUCUGCCGAAAAGCCAAGGCCAGAGGUUUCCAGAAGAUUGUUUUCCCACAACAACUUUUGAGGUAUUCCUCUGUCCCCAAAGCUCCAAGAGUUUUUCUGGUUCUGUUGCGCAGGUCCGAUGCUUAGCAGGAUGCAUGUGUGUUUGUUAACUUUAGAGAUAUCUCAAGGUUGUGUAUGCACUCAGGAUUUUAGAUUUAACACACAGUUGAUUAACAGAUUCAGUUUUUCCUGCACUCUGAAUUUAGGCUGUUUUAUUCAUCAGACGUAUUUCUGUAAUUGUGACAGACGUUUUAUCUGUUCCAUUAGUUACAGAGCAAGGUGAAUCUAUCACAGAUGUGAUCACCAACAUUGUGAUGUUUACCUCCGAUUUUUAUAAUAAUAUUAUAAUACGAUUCUUGUCUACGGAGAACAAUAUUCUUAACAAUUGGUUCAUUGUUAUUUGAUAUUUUGUGCUAUUUUCAGGUAAAUUUGGGGGUUUCAAAGUUUUUGCAUAUCCUCAUGUUCAUUUUCAUAAACUUCUUGCACUGUCCAACUUUUGUAGAAACAGAACUGUAAUAACUGCUGUGCCGUGCGAUCUUGCAAGUCUUCACUUGGUCCAUUUAUUCCGUCUUUCAAACAGUCCCCCAUCUAAUUAGGCACUAUGUGUUUAUUUACUGAGAUAAAGACUCUUUCUUAGUCAUGGACAGUAACAGGACUGAGUUACAUACUAAGAGAAUACAUGACAGAAACUAAACUUUCUUUAAGGACAUUAAAUGGGAGGUACAGUUGUGUCCUGUGAAUGGAGGUUGAGUUGGACAUUAGUUGGACUUUGAAACACUUGGCUGAAUAAACAUGGAUUAGCUCUGUACAACAUAAAAAAAGUCUUUUCAACUGAGCUACAGCUCCGCUUUUGCUAAUUCUAAAUGGACUUAGUUUUAUUAAGUGCUUGCUUUGGCCACUCACAAGUGCACAAGUGCUGUUACAUUAGACACCACAAUCACACCUUCAUACCACAUUCAUGCACUGAGGCCCAAGGCUGCCAUGCAAAGUGGACAUCCGUGUUAACUAACUCCAUUUGGUGGCAGUGUCGGAGUCAAGUGUCUUGCUUGGAGGCACUACAGCAUGUAGACAGUGGGACCUGGGAUCAAACCCUCAACCCUCCAAUUGAGAGAUGACUGACACUUUCACUUUCACAGCCAACCCCUUUCAACACAGAUAAAAAAAACAUCUGUAGGAAUGCUGUUCAGAUUGCCUUUAAUGAAAGGAUACCUCUAUUAUUUAUCGAAACAUGUUUGAGGAUAAAAAAGUUUGUGAUCACUCCUGAACAAAGUUGAAAUGUGAGCUUUUUUGGUCAAGAACCUGCUGUAUACGAGUAAGUGGAGCAAUAAGGACUGAAGGGGGAUGUUUACAGUGAUAUAUUUGCUGCCCAGGCAAAGCAGAGGGGUUAAGUGCCAAAUACAAGGACAGUUAAAUCUGAAUAAUGCACUCGAGGUGUUAAAAUGCAAUGGCCUCUUAGAUGAUCAUUGUGUGAUCAGCAAAAGAGAGCUAAUGUUAUGCAUCCCAAGAAGUGUGAAGCGCAACACCUAGUGAAAAUAAACCAGACCACUUUUUCAAGGUUACUUGUUUUACAUGUAUCCCUCUAUUCUUUCAGGUAUUGCCUGCAUCACCCUCUCGUUUGUGGAUGCCCAAGGUCACUCUCUCCUGGUUCCAGCACAAGACUGUGCCUCUCUGCAGAGAACCAGGAACUGCACUAUCCCUCUGGAUCCAGAGCAUUUUGAUGAGCUAACUGCAGUUGGCAAAGAGUUCUCAACCAGUGACACCUCAGGUACAGCCAAACACAAAGCCUGCAGCUGGAUGGUAGUAGUGUUUUCAUAAGAGUCAGUUUUUUUUUUGUUUUUUUUUGGGGGGGGACUACAGUUUCUCCUACUGAGAAUGUAGAGGUCUUAAUUGCUGUAAGGGGUUCUUUCUUUCCUCCUUACUUUCUUUCAUUGUAAAUUACUUACUUAUUUACUUACUUGCAUGCUUGCUUACUUACUUACUUACUUGCUCGCUUACUUACUUAUUUACUUACUUGCUUAUGUACAUGCUUGCUUACGUACUUGCUUGCUUGCUUAUUUACUUACUUACUUACUAGCUGAUUUGCCUCAUUACUUGCGUACUAACUUACUUGCUUACUUACUUAAUGACCUACUUGCCGACUUGCUUGCUUACUUACCUACUUACUCACUUACUCAGUUUUUAAGAGGAUGGGGAGGGUUACAGUUUGUCCUACUGAGAAUGUAGGGGUCUUUAAUUGCUGCAUGGGGUUAUUCCUUUCUGUCUUUCUUUCUUUCUUACUUUCUUUCUUAACUAUUUACUAACUUAAUUGCUUACUUACUUACUUAAUUACUUCCUUUCUUACUUACCUACUUACUCGCUUGCUCGCUUACUUACUUGCUUGCUUACUCACUUACUUACAUGCUAGCUUACUUGCUUACAUUCUUACUAACCUAUUUGCUUGCUAACAUGCUUACCUAUUUAGCUACUUGCCUGAUUACUUGCUUACUUACAUACUUACUUGCUUACCCACAAGAUAACUUGCUUGCUUAUUUACUACUUAUUUACAUACUUGCAUACUGACUUACUUCCUUACCUACUUGUCUACUUACUUUCUUGCUUAUUUGCUUACUUGCUUGUUUACUUACUCACUUACUUACUUACUUACUUACCAAAUUACCUACUGACUUACUCAUUUACGAACUUAUUUACAAACUUACUUUGUUACUUACUUAUUUAUUUACUCACUCACUUUCCUACUUGCUUUCUUACUUACUUACUUGUGUACUUUCUUACUUGACAUUGUUAUUUGAUAUUUUCAGUGCUUGUGUUCUUGUGUUUGGUUCAUGUCUAAAACCCGAAAGCAUGCUUCAUAAUCAUCUCACUGGAUCACCUUUUAUAAACCAAGCCUAUUCUGUGCAGGACUUCCUGUUCACUUGUUUGUGUAGUGUAUUUUGUACUGGUGUGCUUUCUGCUUGUGUCUAACAGAACCACAGCUGUUGGUGCGGUUUGACAUCUGGGAACAAGGAAAUGUUAGCCCCAUACAGCUGAGUGAUAAACUGCAGGGGGCGCUACGUCAUGCACUCUGUGAUGCUGUCAUGGAGCUGAGAGUCUUGCCAAAUCCUCUAUGUCAGGAGGUUUUCUGCUCUGCAAACAAAGCUCAAAAAGAAGAAGCCAAAGGUGAGGACAUCAAAAAUAAUUAUUUCUGACUGCAGCAUAUCCCCUCUGUGUGUCCCCUCAGUCAUUCCAUCAUGGCUCACUCUGAGAUCUAAAAGUUCAACUGCCUAAGGACAUACAGUAUACCUUACAGGACCUGUUGACCCCAAAUGGGACUGCCAACUGUAAGACCUAGACACAGUUGUUGCCCAAUUGUCUGUUUCUGAAUCUCUGUCUACUCAGACUUGUGUAUCUGUCAUUAUACAGUCUACACACAGCUGUCCUCAUGGACAGUUUACAAAGUUAGAAAAUAAAGGAAAUGUCUUUGUGAUGCUGUAUAGGUGCCUACUUCAGCUACUUACUACCAUAUAUGAGUGACCAUAUCUCUUCUUUAGGUCUGCUGAUCUCUGUGCCUGAAGCAAAGGAAGUAAAGGAUGGCCCCAGACCAUGCAGUGGCUCACGGGUCUUCAAAACAAGCCCUUCUCCCAUCACCAUAACCCAAGCUGUAGGGACCUCACCCAUGACAGGGUCUAGCACACCUGAGUCCACCACUCCCACCAACAAGAGCACCCGCCGCAGUUUCUGGGAUAUACUGGUCAGUUUCUUCAGGGGUCUAACCACUGAAUCCUGUUCUUUGUUUGUAGACUCGACAUUUCCCACAGCCGCAUGUCCUACAGUGAAGUGAUGAUACCUGAUUUUGCAGUAUUGAUUCUAUAAUGUAGUGUAGUAUGAUAUUUAUUGAACUGUGAGAUUUUUGAAUUUGGUGGUUAUUCUGAAACAUACAUCAGCUAGGGUUAAGGUUAGGGUCUCCAGUGGCCCUUACCCUCUUCACUCUAUAAAAGUGAUCAUCAUGGUAACACUGCCACACAGCAGAGCAUCUGCAGCAACGGUUUGGAGGAAACAACAAGACAAGAAGCGUCAAAAUAUGAUGAGUAACUUUGAGAUGAGAACAUUGAGAUGAAAAAUUAGAGACAUGCAGAGAAGAGAGGAGGCAAGACAGGAGCUCAGGGUGCUAGGUCCCUGCAGUCUGAGCUAACCCUAUCCCUGAUCCUGCAGCUUAACUAAGAGCUGGUACAAGCCUGAGCCAGCUAUAACAGCACACAUCAACAAUAAGUCCAGCUCUAAGUAUACUCUAAAAAAAAGAGAGGGUGUCUGCUCCCCAGACCUGAACUGGUGGAGGAUUUUAAAUAAGAGGGGCCUGAUUUUUCUUGUAUAACCUUGCAUAAAGACGUUAGGUACCACAGCAGGCCGGCAUUCUGGCAGCUCACUGUUUUAGAGGGGCAGUUAUUAUAGAUAUGAUGGUUCCUAACUGUCAUAGGUCCGAAAAGGGGUUUUAAGUUUUGUCCUAGAAUUUAUGAGGAGGCCAUCACAGAGAAGCAGGAAGGACAUGCUCUUUUUUCCUAGCUCUAGCCAGAGCUGCAGGUUUGUGGACCAACUGAGUGUGUUUGAAGACUAAAGGAAAUCACACUAAUCUAACCAUGAAGAAGGUUUGCUGUGUCCAUUUGCAAAAGGAUGGGUCUGAGAAGAAGCUGUCCUUAAAUUUUUGUAUGUAGUAAUCAAAGCAUAAAUCCUGCUUAAUGAUUAUCCUGAGAUUCCAAACUGUGGUGCUUGCUCCAGGAUCUGAGGCAGUUAAACCAUCAGAAAAGAUUUCUCUGUGGUGUUUAGGGCUACAAUUGUCUUUUAAAAGUCAAGUAGCCAAAAGUUCCUGGUCACCCUGGUCGUUGUGUUUUUGAUGCAUUCUUCUAGUUUAGCUAGCUGGUGGGUCUCUUCUUGAUUCAGUGAUAAAUAUAACUGAGUGUCAUCAGCAAAGCAGAGAAAGUUUAUAGAGUAUUUCAGCGUGAUAUUACAUGGAGAAAGCACAAGUCUGUAUCUCUGUCAGUUUGCCUGUUGGCUGGAUAGGUAUCUGAGAUUGUUUCGCAUUAAAAUGAGACAGUGUACCACCUGAGAAUCUCAAAUUGUUGGUUGGUUGUUGUCACCAGAGACCACGUUGGGCAUUUGUGACAAUUGUUUGUUCCUUUCUUUCCUUGCAGAGUAAGCCAGACUCAUCAGAGCUCGGGAGCCCAAAAACAACAGAUGACAUUGUUCAAGAAAAGGGAGAAGAGGGUCGAGCAGCACGAAGACGACACAAGACAGAGAGUGUGAAGCAGCAGUGGAGUCAGGAGAAAGCCAUGGCUGUAGAGCUGGAACAGGCCCAGAGGUAAGUAUUCUGAACCUGCAAAGACUUGACUCAAAGUUCAUUCUGUCUUCUUGAAAGUGGAUUGUUCCAUCAUUUUGUGGCUUUGCAGGAGACAGGUCUCUCAGCUGGAAGAAGGAGAUAUCGGCACGCUUCACCUCAUCUACCAAGUCACUUGCCAGCCCUGGAUAACCUUCAUGGCUAAACUUGGUAAGUGAUACUUUAGUGUAAUUUCAUUGUUGGGGAAAAACUGGUCUUCAUGAGGAACCAUUUGACAUUCGGCUGAAGUGCGUCUCUUUCUGUCUCUCCUGCUGACCUGGCUGCUGUAAACAGACUGCCCCUCCAUUCAGCAGUGCACAGCUGAAAUAGCUUCACACUUUCUCCUGCCAUCCAUCUUGGCAGAGAUUGUCAGUUUGGUCAGUUCUCUGGCCAGUGAUACAACCGUGAAGGCAUUUGAGAAGAAACGGUAAGGUGCUGGGGCUACAGGUCGGUGGUUUUUAUCACUUUUCAAAACAACAAGAGGACAUGUAUUUAAAACGUUUUUACUCUCAUUUUUCUUUUUUCCUUGUAAUGAAUUUUGGCUGAGUCAAACUUUCACAUCCUCGUUUUUUCCUUCUUUUUUUUUUCUUUCUUUUUUUUUCAGUGGUCUUUGAUUGACUGUAAUGAUUGCAGUCAGUGCUUAUACACUUUCUUACCAGCCUCUAUUUUAUAACAUUUCAGGCUCUUUCUCCUGAAGUACUUGCAUCACAUUUAUUGAUCAGUUUUCACUGCAGAAUUGUCUUUAGCCCACUAAAGUUUUUUUCUUUUUUUCUAAUGCAGGAAAUACAGAACAUUGUCAAAAUUUAAAAGCUUUUGAGGAUGGUGCAGGGAUGAAAUUAUUCCUGACAGCCUUUUGUAAACAUAUACUGUACAUUUAAAAUAUUUAUUAUUGUAACUUUUCCAACUGUACCAUAAUUGUUUUCUCUUUCUCUGAAACCUUUUUAGCUGUCCUCAGUCCGGAGACGUAUUUGUACCAUUUCCCCUGGUCUCAAACCUCAACCAGCCUCCAGGCACCACAAAAAGCUUCAUUCUCAUUGGGCGCAACUUUUAUCAGUGGCAUUGCAGCACAGAGCAAGGUAUUUGCUCAUGAUUCACAGAGGUCACCUCCUCGCUCAGAGCUGGACAUCAGCCCUACCUCCUCAGCUUUACAGAAUACACUAUCUAUGACCUUUACUUCUCUCAUCCUCCUUUGUAAAUUACAGAAACAGGCCAAGUCCUAAAUACCAUUAGAAUAAGAAACAACAGUGUGAACUUAAGUUCUUAUCCAUGGUCACAACCAUAUAACAUAAACUACAGUGGAAAUAAAAAGUCUGACACCUCUGUUAAAAUGCCAGCUUUGUGUGAUGUAAAAAAAAUCAGACCAAGAUGAAGUAUUUCAGAAUUUUUCCUCCUUUAUUCUGACCUUUAACCUGAACAACUUCAUUUCAAAAACAACGGGAGAUCUUCUCAGGGAGGAGUGAAAAUAAAAAAAAUAGAUGAAUGAGGUUGUUUAAAUAUGCACACCCUUAAACUAAUACUUCUGUUGAUCACCGUUUGAUUGCAUUACAGCAGAUUUUGUUCUAACACUGACUGGUAUAGAGCAUGAAGCGACCCUCUCAAUGCUUCCCUGUGGGUAUGGGGUUUUUCUGCUGAUGUGCAGUAUUGUUACUGGGCCAAACAAACCUUUUAGAGUAAAGGCCUAUAGGAUUACCUCAGUUUUAUCAGAUCAUAGGUCAGUUCUCCACAUGAGACUUCAAAUUUGCUUUUGUUAAAUGUCUCAUUUUCUUUUCUCAGUUUUUCUAUUCUUAAUUUUUUUCUCAUAUUUUUUAUAUCACAGAAAGCUGGCAUUUUAACAGGAGUGUGGAGACUUUUUAUUUCCACUGUAUAUUAAAAGAUAUCAGAAAGAGGUGAGGUGGGCAAAUUUGCCAGUGCUAACAAAAAAGUUCCUGUAAACGACCUUUAGGUGUGAAAAUCGUGAUGAUAGUGUUUGUAUAGAGAGAAUUGGACGUGCAUUUUGCUAACAUGACUCAGCCAGUAAUUUAAGCUGAAAAUAUUGAUGGUAGGAUGCAGCACCUGUUUUUAAAUCACAGGACUCAGUGGGACAGAGAGUCAUUUCUCAAAUGAAGACAAAAAAAGCAAAAGAUUGAUUUUGAAGAUUGUACUGAUCAACAGACAGAUAUGGAUGUGCAGAAUCAGCCUUGAGUGAAGUCAGGGUGCAGCAUGUUCCUAACACAUUCAACCUUAGAAGACGUGAAGAUGAGAAGAUCCAUGCAUGAGUGUUUGAGCUUUCUACAUGCUGUCCUCUCUGCUGCACCUCUGUGUUUCUCUGUUCAUGCUCUCAGCUGUCUAACUCAAGUGUGUUUUUUUUACUACUGUCUGCUUACAUUCGUUUGUGUCAUGCUGUCUUUCAUUGUCCAUGCUACCUUGCUGUUUGUACCAUGUUGCCUACAGAGGACAGUUCAGAUGAGGAAAACGCCCCUGUGCUUAAUAGGUUCACACGUAAGUUUUCCUUUCAGCGAGCUACAAUCCUGACUGGGUUUUUUCUUACAGAUUGAUAGUCUAAGGCAAUUUGAAGAGGGUGAGGGCCACUGAAAAAUUUGGAGGUCUGAUCUUAUUUUCAGUUUCUGUCUUAUUCUCAGGGUUUAAAACUGAAUUUUGACUUUUUUCUACUAGUUCGGACUGUAUGGUCGGUAGUCUGACUCGGAUUUGUCAGAAAACAGCCAAAAUAGUGAGUUAAGAGUCAUAACUUUGAAAACAAGAUCAGACUUCAGCAAUUCUGAAUUGUGACCUUUUAUCUUAUUUUUUAGAGGUACAAAAAGUUUAGACACUUGCAUAAAAAAAUCAAAUGACAAUCCUUUAAAAUGUGCUUUUGAAUGUAGAACUCAGAUUUAGAAAGUUUUAUUGUGACUCACCUUUAACUUUUGAAUCAAAGUUUUUAAAUAAUUUUCUGUUGUCUGUAAGUAAAUAAUAGGCCCAUAUUUAAUAAAGACAGGUAAAAACGAUCUGAGGUUAAGUUGCAGUUUGCACGCAGGCUUCUUUAUUUUUGAUUUAGAGUACAAUCAGAGAAAACUUAGUAAACAGCGACAGAGUGGUGAGUUUUGUCCAAUGAAAAAGUCAGCAGAUUUGCCUGUUGCCAUGUUUCUUUGGAAGAUGCUUAAAAUGUUCAGAAAGUAAACACUUUAAUAAGUUUGGCAUUUUUGACAUUAUUAAAUGCAAAUUUAAAAGUUUUAGUCUCUCUGUGGGGGAAAUAAAAUAUCUUUCCACAGGUCAAAAAUAUUGGUCCUUUCUCUGAUAAUGUUUAAUUUAAAAUAAUUUUUAUUUAGUUGUCAUGACCACAGCAUGGGUACAUAAAAACAACCUGUGCAGUUCUAGUGAAAUGUGGAGAGGGGUCUGGCUGCAGACCUCUAAUAGGAGGACCCACCUCCACUGGGUGAAACAGAAGUUGUUUGAAACCUUUCAAAGUAAAAGCAAACAUACCAGGAGUACGUUUCUUUUUUUAGGGCCGUAGUUGAUUCAAAGCCUUUAAAAAGAAAAGCGAUUAGACUGGGAAGUACGUAUUAUUUGUCUCGUGUGAAUGUAAUUUCUUUCUUGGGGCUUUAUUUUGGGUUUAUAAUUUUAAUAUGAUUUUUUUUGUGUGUAUUAAUAUGUUCAACAAAGACAAAAUACAGAACUGGAUGAUCACUUCAAAAAAACUGAAAUGCCUGAGAAAUAAUGUCACCUCAGGUCCUCUCAGUGGACAUUUGCAGCCAGACUGUCUUGAAAAUGCGGGGAAUGAACACGCCCUCCUUUGAAUCACUGGUCAUGUUCUGCACUUUUUCUCCCUCAUUAGGCUUAAAUUUUCAUCAAACUAAAUCAUUAUUUAACCAAUCUUGAGGAACUUUGUUCGAUAAUAAUUUGAGGACCAUAAAAACAGUAUAAUAAUAGGCUAAUAAAAAUAUAUCAAAAACACAUGUCAGAGUCAUGUGUUCCCUGUUUGCUCCUGUCUGAGGAUGAAAAAGCAACAGUCAGGCUGGUUAGUAGAGAGCCAUGUGGGGGAGAACAAGCCUGGCUGUGGUUUGGACUGCUUUUCCAUUUCACUGAGUUGUUCUCUCUCUUCUGUCCAGCUCACAAAGGCUUCCAGCGCUUUGAGGCUCUUGAGCAGAGUGAUGGGUUCAGUCCUAGUCAUGCUAUGGCAGGACUGGCUCCCCGCCAGAGGUUCCUCUUCAUCAGCAUCUUGGACAAAAAGGUGACACCAUGUUGAAGUUUCUGUGUUUUUGGCCAACCAAAGAACGAAAAAGCUCCUACAAAUUCAGAAGGUCUUAGUUACCUCCAGAAGCAUGGAAGUGUGCAUACGAUCGUUAGGUGUUGUCAGUUCUGUUCAUUUAAUAACUUUAAUAACUUCUUAGUGAUUUAUUCAGCUUUAGCACUGAAGGCAUUUUGAGGGCUAGAUGAAGAGAAAUCCUAAAUGAACGUUAAUAUUCAUGCAUUAUACUACUGUACAAUACUCAGUCCAUUCAUUGGGUUGAAUUUGUUAAUAGGAACAUGUUUGACCCCUCACCACCUGUUCUCAUUUAGUCUCAAAGGUAUUGGCUGUAAGAAUACAGAAAUACUUUUAUACUAUGGUUAUACCAACGUUCACAAAGCUUUGGCUGAUGGAUGUGAAAGUGGGAAGAUAAAUACACUGGCUUCAUGGACCAGUACCACAGAACUGUCAGAGUUCAGGAUCUGUGUAUUAAGAAUUAAACAGUUGAUCUUAGUCAGUGAAUUAGGAAAGAGGAAUAGGGCCUCAAGAAAAAAAAAUGAAAAAAAUGUCCAAUAUUAUUUUUUAUCAUAAUCGAGAAAAAAAGGCAGAAUUCUGAGUUUUUUUCUCUCAGAAUUAUGAUAAAAAAAUAAUAUUGGACCCUUUUUCAUUUUUUUCUUGUGGCCCUAUUCCUCUUCUGUAGUAAAUACAGUUAACAAAGACUAUUUUAUUUCUCACAUAUUUAAUGAUCAUUUAGUCAUAAUGACUUAUAACCAUUCUUUGAGGGGGGAUUCCUGUGUGUCUCAUUUCUGAGCCGACACAAAACUCCAAUAAAAACUCAGGGUUAAACCAACCUUUAGGUGUUUGUGAUAUGUCAUGUUUCACAGUAUAAUCCUCCUCCCUCAGGUGACCCUGUACAGCUAUAACUGGUCUGUGGACCUUGGUGCCUCUCUCAACCGGGAGCUCAUCCGCCUUGUUAACUGGCAAAAUGCAAGGGCCCAUGUUGUCCAUUGUCUGCUCAACCAGAAGAUGGGCCUUUUUCAUCACUUCUGUUACUCUGAUGCACCCAUCCAUGAACUGGACUCCAAGCAGGUAAAGACCCACCUAGAGGAACUUAAACCCAUAAACCUGAAAUCCUGUGGUUAAAUCCAGGCAGGGGAUCUGCUGAUCCUCACCCUUUCUCUGUCUGUCUGUCUGUCUUUCUCCCUCAUUGAGGUGAAACGUCGCACUCCCACAAAGCCUGGUUUUCCUCUCACAGUAAUAAACUUUGUAUUUGAAGGCGUCACACUUUAGAACAGAAUAUAAUUAAAAAUACAUGUAGACGAAAUUCAGCCUAAUGCUCAAUAAUGUUCAACUUUGACUGACAUUAUGUAAGCUGUAAUACAGCCAUAGUCUCACAGUCUUAAGUUAGCCUAAUAUUCAUUUCUUGAUUGAUGAUAACUUCAUCAUGAGAAGACUUUUUAACAAACUAUGUUUUGAGGUUUUGUUUAUACAGAUAAUUGUAAGCUUUUGAGCGGAUGGGAGACAGAGAGCAAGUUUAAUACCUUAUUCUUCGAUAAAGACUCAGACAUGUCUCCAUCAUCUUUAUGAUACUUUUCAGAUAACAAUACAGUACAAUACUAGAACUUCAUUGACCCAUCAAGGUUUUGGGGGUCUUUCAUGCCUAAAAUUCUCAAUACUGCUUGGAUAGGAGAGGAUUCAGAGAAAGAAGGAAAACCAGGAGGACAUGCGAUAUCAGCCUUCAUGGCGGUUGAAAUGAAAAACAGAAUGUCACCUACUGAUUAGAUGCUGCAAUAAUUCAAACUGAAGUGAAACCAAAUGAAAGUACUGGAGUUAAAAACCUCAGAGCAGAUAUUAUUAAACACACAAAGGCUUCCAAACAGAGGAGAUGUGAUGAGCCAGGAGAAAGAAGUUGUUAAAGUAUCGAGCUCAACUUUAAAACCAUCAAAACACGAAUCUAAACAGUGUUUCUAGUCUGUGCGUGAGUCAGAGUCACUUCCGAUUGUGUGGCAAGACGUCAGUCUGACAAGUUGUUAGAGAUAGAUCGUAAUAAUGCCUGCUAGUUAUGAAAAAUCUUUAGGAGUGAAUGUACAAUUUCAAAGAAACAAACACAAGACAGUGGUGAACAUAGACAGGUGCUGUAGCUCUGCCCUCUGACCUGUUUCUCAGUAAUCAGUGGAUACCCCUCAUUGUUGAGGUCUCUUCUGUCUGUAAAGCAAAGAUGAGUUUGUUUCAAUUAUCCUUUGAGGGGCAGUUUCAUACUCCUGGAGCACAUUAACAUCCAGAGAUGAAUAGAGGUUUUUUCUGUUAUCAUUUUAGAGGUUACAAGGUGCUGAAAAUACAGUGCUGUUCUUACAUCGUGGUGUCAUUUAGAGCAAGGCUUUGCAACAAAGAAAGACACUAAAUGACCUUUUAACCUCCCCCUCCCUCGAGCCAGUUUACAAAACAAGCUGAAAGAAUUCAAAGAUUUCAACUUUUCCUUUCCCUUCAAUAGUCCUGUUCAUCAACACCACAUAACUAAUGAGUCCAGACAGGAGGCAGAGUCAGAGCAGCAGAAAAUUUGCCUGAACAGAGCUUCAUCUGUCAUGGUCCUGAUGAGAAGCAGAGGGAGCACCAGUGCUCAUUUGACCCUCCACCCUGUGGGCAUGCUGCAGUCAUCUCCCCCACACUGGGGCAUCUGGCCCUUGAGCUGCUCCACUGAACAAACUUGCCUGAAAGUUCCUCUCAACAGCAACCAGGGCACAUGAACAUUGUUCCCGAAGUAUCCAGCAGUAAAAAUUACAGUGAUAUCCAACAACAUGCAUAAACAAGUGCACUCAUUAUGCAAGCAGCAUGGUUUAUUUAUUUAUCUCCCUGCUGUGACACAGGGCUGUACAACAGUGCAGGCAUCAGUCCCUACAUGCUACACAGAAGACCAUGAGUGAAAAAAGAGGAUACACUUCUGAUGAGGAUGAAGUGGAGUAGCAGCUGAUCCCAGUGUGCUGUGUAACAGCAGAAGGGUGGACAGAGUGGAUAUGGUCUUUCUGUGUCCUUUAGACUCAGGCCCUUCACCUUAACUGACAUUACUGAUGUUUCACAGAAAGACGGUACACCAGUGGGUUCAAUACUGCACAGCAGCAUCUUAGUAGUGCAGAGGCAUCAUCCAGCAAAGGAAAUAUCCUGAUCUGUAAUAUUGAGACUGUAUCUCUACAAAGUCUCUGAGUACCCAAUACUAGAUCAGUGUAAGUCUCCUGUCUUCCAUUUGUGUCCCUCUGAUCUGAGGUUAGCUAGGAGGCUGGUUAGUCCAAACAGGGUAGCUGAGGUCUUCCUGACUCUCUUCCUGGGGCAGUUGCACAGCUUGUAGCGGUGGUAUGCUGGAUGGUUGGUUAAAGGAAAUGCAGGCAGUGAUCAUCUCAAAGUCCACUGGACUGAGCCCACCCCUCACUUUUACAUAUCUUUAUAAAGUGAUCUACAAAUCUGGAAUAAAGCUGUCCUCACUGUCAGACUUGUGUUACAUCACCUUUGGCCUAUUUCCUCUGCUUCAGUAUUGGCACUAUCUGAACAUCAAAUUCUUUUCAUUUGAGUUUAAAGCUAAAGUAGAUAUUCAUGUUUUAGCCACCUCGCAUAAUGCAUUUGAACCCAUCUGUAAGGGUCCAUUUGAUAAGGUUAUAGAUCUUUUACCUCCUUCCAUAAAUCACAGACACUUCUUUAAACUCUUACAGUGAGCACUGAUAUAAAGAUAGACUCAAUGACUCUGCCUCUGAUGAUUCAACACUUCUACAUAACUGUACUCUUUUCUCUGUCGCUUAUUUAGAAAUUGAUGCCGGCCUUUUUAACUCAGAUGUGUCUCUGCUGUCUGUCUGUCUUUCUUCACUAGAAUCCAAACCCAUUCCUGAGCUCGUCCAUGGAGCCUGAUGCCUUGCUGCGCAGUACAGUUCCUCCUUUUCUCAGUAAAGAGCAGGGCAGGCUGGGUAGCUCCGGUCGAAUUCUUGCGCCGCUCCACUUCCCCUCUGAGCUGCUUCCCUUUGACGAGGCUCUGAGGGAUGUAUGCACCAUCAAACCCCUGAUGGAUGGGGAUGUGGUAGCCCGGCAUGGUGGUCAGCUCCUGGAGAUUAAGGCUGCUGAGAGAAGAGGUUAAACUGUCACUGAUGAUAUUUAGGAUAAGGACAUGGAUAUUUUCCUCAAUUCACACUGUAACACAAACUCUUAUGUUGACAGAACUGGAGAAACAGAUGAAGAUAGAGAACCUGUUUGUGACUUGGCAGCAGAGGUCUGCACAGUCCAACAUGCCCAUUUCUGUAAGUUCGACAUUGCUCUCUCAGUCAAAUACAAACAUGACUUUUACAUCACACCUUUUUUUACUUUCAACUCAACACCAGGUCAUUGGUGAUUUUUCAGAACAACCAUCAUUUUGCUCAACAUAAUAAAAUGAACCAGUACUAUUUCAGCUUCCGUCCAGUUCACCAUAGUUGAGAAAUUCCUGAUUUUGGUCUUUGACUGGUUUUACUGGUUUUGAAAAAAAAAGGAAAACUUGAUCACAAACCAAACAGCAAGCUUUCUAGCUACAGUUCCCCUUUUUUGCAGUCAAGAGAAGUUAAAACUUGUUUCUUUAUUUUCCCUGUUUUUAAAAAUAAUGCAAGCUUGUAUGGGUCACACCACUCUGCCAUCCACAUGAAUGAUUGAUUUAUGUAGAUCUGAUGUAGGUCAAUUUUUAUCGGAGGCUGGUUUCCUCAGUCUGAGCAGACUUUACCAGGAUGUGUCAGAAAAAUGGAAACAGCUGCUUUUAUUCAGGUUAGGUGUGGUACAGGUUCACUUUGGGUUCAAAUAAGGCUGUGCGAUGACUUGAUUUUAAAAUUGUAAUCGGAUUGAUUAUGACGAUGUUAAAAAAAUUAAAAUUCUCAAAUCCUGCAAGAGCGCUCCUCAGUUCCCACACACACCAGUGUAAACAAACAUGGCGUUUGCAAAAGAAGGCAAUAAUUUCGAGGCUAAAUAGGGCAACAGCAAGUCAGUCGUGUGGAAUUGGUACGGCUUCACAGUUUCGGAUGAAGAGCAAACCACUCCCCGCUGCAAAGUCUCUCUGAAGGCGGUAUCAACCCAUCCAUCAGAAACAAAUUCAGAAGUAAAUACAAAAGUUUUUUGUCAUAUUGGCGUUGCAUCCACACGGAAACAGAGUUUCAGGUGACUGUAAACAGUACUUUUUGAAAAUGGGUCAGAGAGUGCAUAAAUCUGUAAACGACUAUCAUUUCAUCUCCGUGUGGAUGUCUAUCUGCAUCUCUCUUGAAACAAUUAUGUGACACACAGCAUAACUCUUUUAUGGCGCCUGCGCCAGCCAAAUUAACCUUUAUACCCACGCUCUGUACUCUUCUUCUGUCUUUUGUGUAUUUCCUUGGCAGCAUUACAGCGCCACUUACUGGCUUGGCAUAUGCACUACGUCGGAUUCAGUGGUUUAGUUUAGAGAGAUGACAAAAAAAAUGUAUUAAAGUGAAGUUUGGUGAAGUUGUAACUGAAUCAAAAAUCGGAAUCAAAAAUCGAGUUUCCAGAGAAAAGAAUCAAGAUUUUAUUUUUGGCCAAAAUCAUGCAGCCCCACGUUCAAACUGUCUCUAAAAGUUGAGUUAGUACUUGGCACAUCAGAAGAAGAGUGAAAUGUUGCAACACAUUGAAUCUGACCUACAAGCCAGAUUUUUUUCACCCAGUACAAAUUAGACUUGAAGUCCAUCUGACAUGGUUCAGCACACUGUCAGCCUCAGUACCAAGUCUAGUUUUUAAUCAACACAACUGUUGCAGUGUCACCCCCUGAUACUGAAGUGAUCAUGUCCAUGGAUGUCUCAACAGGGAACAGAUCUGGAGACUCUGAAACAGUCAUCAAGGCUGGUCCACUACUGUGCAACCCCACUCCUCUUUGACCCUGUCUUUCGCAAGCAGAUCCAAGAAGAACAAAUCAUUCCGCCCCCAGUAAAGGUGCGUUUGCUGUUUGGUGUGUUACACAAAGAGAAGUGUGAACAGUGUGCCAGGUUGUGAUAAUGCUCAGCUGACAAUCAUUUCCAGAUGCUCCUCCUUCACAGUCUGAAGGUUUGCUUUUUUACAUAGUUGGAGGACUGACAUAUUUGUGGGGCUUCAUUAGUGUUUCCAUUCUUUACCCACCAAGUCCAACAAAACACAUAUUUAUGGUAAUUACAUCUGAAGAUCAUUUUCAUGAACUCUCAGUGUGACAGUAAAAGCAGGAACAGUCUUCUAGUGAGACCAGCACAAAAGCCCCCCAUCAAGCUCCAGUGUUCUAUCUGCACACACCAGUACAGGCAACAGUGACAGUGAGACUUUGCGUGUCAGAGAAAUCAAACAACAGAUUCACACACUGCAGUGAGUUUUAUUUGGAUGAUGAAGUGAUGUGCAGUGGCCUUUAACCUUGAUUCAUGGAUGUACCUCUGUGCCAGAAACGACAUCGUUCCAGUGACUCAACAGCCUCAGGACGAGACCGGAGCUACAGCACUGAUUCAGGGGACAUGUUUCCCUGCCGACUGAAGGAAGAGCCCUGGCUGCUGGAAAUCUCCAGCACCUUCCUCCAGCAGUAUGUGCAGUACCUGCAGAGCAUGGGCUUCAUUCUGGUUCAGGUCCGGCCUCAGUCUCCAGCUCGCAGGUCUGUGUCUGUGGGGAAGAUUUACAGUUGUGUGUGUACUUCUGAUCAUUGCUGUUUUCCUGUUACUGUGUUGAAGCCAAAGUGGUACACAUCUGUACAUCACAUCACACUGUAAAUCAAGGAUUCUGUUGUUUUCACAGCAGGCCAAACUUCUGAAUUUGAAAAGUUUACAUUUUCAGACAGUGAAAGGACAGUUUGUGUUUCAUAAGGUCACUCUCUGUUUCAGUGUGUGUAUCUGUGUUUUUGACCUCAUAAUAUUUCAUAUAUUGUCCUCUUCAGUCUCAGAUUGUCCCGCAGUCUUCCAUCCUUAGACUUUGUUAAUCCACUCCUCCUUAUGUUUGCUUUGGUGACCUCUGACGUCCCGGCUGUUGGCUGAUGUAACAGGGGCAGAAGAAGGCCAGAUGUCUGUUCUGUCCUUCCUGCUUGUCACUUUCUAGGCUCAGACCCUGGGACUCUCUGAGUAAUGUCUUACUGUGAGCUGUUGUUGACCCAUCAGCCUAUGAUGAUGUCUGCUUUAUGACCCUCACUGACCUCCUCCUCUUCUUUUCUUACAGCACUGCCCGAGCUCGAGCUGCACUGCUAAGCUCCAUGUCCUCAGAAGGGAGGAUGUCUUUUUCCUAUGUGAAGCAGAAGAGUGAGGACAGCCCUAAGGUUGGUAUGCAGUCUUUAGAUAUGCAGAAUUUUUAUACACACACACACACGCACACACGCACACACACACACACACACACACUAAGUCAAGACGAGAUUUUAACAAAUGCCCCGCUAAUGCAAAAACAGCCUGAAAGUCCAGUCAUCCUGAAAUAUAGUGCUCUUCUCUUUUUUCCUCAUUUCUAAUUUACAUCAAACUUUCUUUUUUAAAUUCUGCAAACCAGAAUAAUAAGUGACAUCCAAGUUCAGAACGAUGUAAGUCAAAGCAGAAACUAGAUCAGACAUUCUCAGGUUUAGUGACGGGUACAUGAGGGGCAGAGUUUCUCUGAAGACGGGAGGAGCUUCACCGCUCUGUGAGAGACUGUGUGGGCACUAAGUUGAACAUUUUCAGAGCAAUGUUCCCCAUUGUGAAAGUGUAAGGAAAGGAUUUAUUCAUUUACGGUAGAAAAUAUCAUUCGAAAAUCAGAGGAUCUGUAGAAAAGUCUGUACAAGAGGAAAGAGACCUGAAACUAAUAUGCUCUUUGGGCUCUGAGGCGGUACCAUGUUAGAACAGACAGGACUCUGUAGUAAUGAUCCUUUCAAAGCUGUUUGGUCUGUGAACACAGUUCAUACCACAACAAAUGCAGGUUAAAGGUGUACAACAUAGAGAGGGAACAAUAUAUAAAUAACAAUAAACAUACCCAGAAAGCUGGGUGGCUUCUCUAUCAUCCAUCAUAAAGAGCAGACAGCCCAGCUCAUUAUCAGGGCGCAGUUCAAAAACCAGCAGCCUGAUGGUAUUUGGAGGGGGUGCACCUGUGGCAAUGGCUGCUCACACACCUGGGAAGGCACCUCUAAUACAGAACAUUAUCUACAGGUCUUGGAGCAGGAUCUGCUGCCAUCCAGACAGUGCUUUUUUCAGAGCAUGGCUCUGUAGUAGAAGAGUCUUGGUGCCAAACUUGUCCCUCAUUGAAAACAUUUGGAGCAGUGACACAUUUUCUCACAGAAACACGGUUAACUCGUGUCUGGAAAAAAUGAGGUGAAGUGAAAGAACACAACAGGUUCUGUCUCGUCUCUCAUCCUGCCACUAAAACCUGCUCUUACCUCCUAACUAACUUGUCAUUAGAUUAAAGUGAGACAACAUUCAAACGUUAUAGAAUAUAAAGAGAAAGAAAAAAUCCCCUCCAUCUUAUUUUCAAAAGAGAAUAAGCUUGUGUUAGUGAUAGACACUGGCCCCGCUUACAUGGGUAGUUUUCCUCAAUCUGAUUGAAAUCAAUCGGAUUAAGUGAAUCUGAUUCCAUCUGUAUACAUGAACUUUAAGUAAAGAGAUCCAUGUUCAGUCCCUGCUUUCAUGGCCCCAGCUGAAUCCAAUUGUAUUGUAUUGUAUCAAUGGAAUUGUUAAUAGGAACCAUUGUUUUAGUUGAGUUUUAGAGUUGCGCAUGGACAUGUUUGUGUGUGACACCGCCGGAGUUACCAGACCGAGCAGAGUAAGAAACCCUAUGUGUUGAAGUUUAAUAAAAGUAUAAUCCAGCCGGGUUACACAGCAAAAAGAGAACACUUCGUCAGUCGCACGAAACAACACACUUUAACACUCCACCGUCCAGUUUUUCUGUUUGUUCGCCAUGUUUGUUUUCGUUUGGGCGCGCUCUGCAUACGUCACUACGUGACUCUUACGUACUACCGAGCGCCUGCGCAGACCGAACAAGCCUCUCUGUAAACCCAAUCCGCUCCACUCAGCCGUAUAUAUGGAGCAUGGAGCGGAUUAUCAACCGGUGUAGACUACCUCUUACAAUCCGACCCGAAAUACAAUCAGAUUGGCUAAGGUGUUUAUAUGAGACAUUUUGAAUCUGAUUGACCUUUCAAUCUGAUUGUAAAUAGGAUUUUUGGACCCAUGUAAACGGGGCCACUGUAUCUCUGACAUUGUUUUUAUAGAAACAUCAGACUCAAUCAUCAGAAAACAGUUUAAAAAACUUAUUAUAGUAAAAAUCUAUAUUAUCAAAGAUUUGAACUAUUGCCAUCAUCAUGGUCUGUCAGAAUAAACAUGGGACUUCAUAAUGCCAACAAAAAGCCCAGAGCAAGAAAUCACCAAAAUUUCCAGAAUAAGUGAGAGACGGGCUCAGUUUGCUUGCAUGUUAUUAUAGCUGUUUAUUUUCACUGUAUCUACCAUCACCAUCAUCCAAAUUCAGAGAACCCUCCAGUGUCAUUGACUUUCUUGGGACAUCGAGGAAUAAGAGAGUGUGCUGAGUAAACACAGGGGAAACACAAAUGUCAUUUUAAUCUUACACACAAUGAAGGGGAAGUAAAGUUGAAACAGUUGGUUUGUUGUACUCUUACUUUGUUAGAUGCGUAUAAUUACAGGGUAUAAGGAUAUUUAAGUCAUACUAUAAAAUACCCAUGACCUUUGACACAGUUUAAUGGUCUUCACCAUCUUACUGGUAUCAACAAACAAAAGAAGAACUCUGUGAAAGCUAAUGUGAAAAAGUACCUUUGCCUUACUCUUAAACAAACAAAUCAAUGGAUUAUUUAACACAAAGUAAGAUAUGAGUUAUUUGGUAUAGUUCAAAGUUAAAGUGUCACAUCCCAAAAGAUAAAGAUGUGAAAUACAUUUAUACUCCACUGAAGUUAUAUGAUCAAUACAGUAUUUUCCUGCAGUUAUAAUUGAAGACCAUAGAGGUAGUUAAGGGUUUGAUUGAAGUAAUAAGAGGUGCUGCAGGUACGGUUCAGAGAGGUUCAAAUGAACCUUUGAAACACAUUAUCCUCUCUGUCUAUUACCCCUGCAGACUGCUCCCUCUGGCACCACAGCAUACCACCUUCAGAGAGCACUACCAGGAGGGAUUGUGUUAAUGGAGCUGGCUUUUCAGGUAAGGUGGCCUUCAUUUGUGAGCAGCACCAUGCUUUGUAUAAACAUCUGUCAAAUGCUGACCUCUGAUCCAGGGCUGAGAGAGAAGAUAAUGUUUUUAUUUAUAUUACAGUGGAAUAUGACUAUUUAUAUGUCAGAGAGAGAUAGAGAGAAGGAUAGAAUGAUAGAUAGUUUGGUAGGGGGGUCUGUCAGAUAGUGUGGUAGGCAUAUGUAUAAAUGAAAUCACCAGGUCAUUUCCAUGUAAAUCCUUCUUCUUCCAGGGGUGUUACUUCUGUGUGAAGCAGUAUGCUCUGGAGUGUUCCCGCAUUCCCAUGGGCCAGACAGUCAACUCCCAGGUAAAUGCUGGACUCUUUAUAGUCACAAUCCUCAUCUGUGCCUUUGGGCAGGUUUUGAGAGAACCAAUAAGCCUCAUUUGUGUCGUCACUUUUAGAGGCCUUUGUAUUUACAUCCCUCUAAUGUAAAUGUCACAGAGGUGAGAUGGUGGGAACGAGCCCCCUGCACAGCUUUCACAUGAGGUCAUACCAGAUGUGUUAGGGCUCAUUUAUGCUGUCAUUACAGCCGUAAAUAGAUCCAUCCUUGCUAAACUGUGUGACUACCACUACCUCCAUUUACUGCCAGCAUCCUUUACAUUGAGAUCUAUGUCAGAUAACAUGCCCACCAAAGGGCGCUCAAACAAACUAGUCUUGUGUGGACGUCACUUUUCCCGUGCUGCCACCUGCCUGACAUUCAGCUCCUGCCUGGUCUCCGCUCAGUCCUUCUGUUGUAGUCAUCUGUGUCUGUGCCUUUGUAGAGUCAAAACUGAUAUAUUCAGAGUUUCUGACCAACUCCCACAAUCUACUUCAUCUUUCUCCAAUGUUCAUAUCUUUGUUUUACUGUCCACCAGCUGUUGGCUGUACUAGACAUAGUGGUGCUGCAACAUUUGGUUCAUAAAUGUGCAGAAAUACAAAGAAUGGACAGAAAUUUGAUUGUUUGGGUUCUCAUGUCUCAGGUCUUUUCAUCUAUUAUUUACAGUCAAGUCAUAAAGUCUGAUUGCUGUUCGUAUAAAAGAUCUUCUGAAUCUUUCUGUCCUGCAUUGAAGUGAGAGGAGCCCUCCACCACCAUUGGCCCUUUGAUCCAUUAAGGUGUUAUUAAGUGGAUGAAUGAAGUGAAGCAAGUAGAGGACAGCAUCAUCCACUCCAAUGUGUUCUUUGUAUGCAAACUGCAGGGAUUCCAGUUUGUCUUUUCUUUUUAUUGCUGUGUCCAGAGAUGGUACUGAUUCCUCUCCACACUUCACGUUCAUGUUGCUGUGUUGUAAAUUCUUCUCUAUCUUCUUUUUGUACUCCACCUAUCCAUCUUCAGUCUCCUCUUCAACUCUUAUUGCACUUGUUUGAGUUGUUCUUUGUCACCAUCUUUAAAAGCUUUCUUUUUCUGGUUGAGGAUUGCUUUUAUGUCUCUUGUGAUCCAUGGUUUGUUGUUGGGGAAACAGCAAACAGUCUUUGUGGGUAUAACUGUGUCUCUACAGAAGUUGACAAAUUAAGUAAAGCAGUCAACCUGUUUAUCAAUGUUCAUACUAUCCACAUCUGUUUCCAGCAGCACAUUCCAGUCUGUUGUUUUAAAACAGUCCCUUAGAGCUUCACUGGCUUGAGGUGUCCAUCUUCUUAUUUAGACUUUGGUCACAGGCUGCCUCAGUACACAAGGUCUGUAACAGGUUUGGAGAUAGACCAAGUUAUGAUCUGACUUGCCCAGUGGUGGUAAGGCAGUGGUUCUGUAGGCUUCUUUGACAUUGGCAUCAGGAAGAGUUGAAAUUGAUAACAGCUUUUUUAACUGUUUUUCACCCUUUAGUUGUUUUUCAACAUUUUCUUUGUUUCUUGUUAUUGGUUCUCUUUGACACGAUCACACUCUUCCAGCCUUGGACUUCCCUCAGUAUUCCAGUUGUUGAAAUCAUUUUAACUAGAUUUAUGAGUUAGUUUGAGAACAGAUCUGGAUCUGGGAUUCAGCUGUAGAUCCUCCAUUCCUGUAGGGCCUUUCUGUUUUCUUUAAAGAGUUUAUACUGAAACUCCAAAGUGCUCGAUCUGGAGACCAGCCGUAUUCCUCUACUGUGUGCAUGUAGGUGUGUGUGUGUGUGUGUGUGUGUGUGUGUCGUCUUAGUCAAGGUCUGAGAGGUUUCUCAUUCAUUAUUGUCGUAUGUUGAUGAGUCUGGCUUUCCAUCCAUCUGUUUGUGUGUCUGCCUAGUCCCACCACAUGUCAUCUCUCCAUCAGGGCAGCCUCCUCACCAAACCUCGUUGCAAGCCGUUCCCAGAUGUCACCCCUGUAUCUGACUGUGCGGUAUGUUCCAGAUAUUCUCAAGGGAGGGGUGAACCACUACAAUCAGGUGUCACCUCUGCCUGCCGCUCUGCUUGCUGCAAUCCGUCCUGGUCUCUUUCUUUGUUAAUUUUAAUGUUUGGGUAAUUCGGGCAAUGAGUGGGUUUCUGCAAUCAUUCUGCCACCAUGUUCAUCACAGUGGCUGGUGACAGUAACCUUGGUAAGAUGGACGAAGGAUCUCAAAGUCUUGCUUGUAUUUUCUGUAGCUGUGGAUCAGGGCUGGGUCAAGCUCCCCGUGAUUUGCUCUCCAUCCUUUCGACAGGCUGCCCAUCUCCAUGCUUGCUGGUUUUGAAAUUCAUGGGUGUCUCAGCCUCUCAUUUUUUUUCAGUGUCCGUGCAGCCACUGUUGUUCUGUUUGCCAUUUCAUUUACAUACUCACUGUUUUUCCUCUUACCUCUCCGGUGUCCUUGGUGUUGACUGAAGCUGUAUCAUUUUUUUUUUCUCUUUUACUGUUAGCCUGUGUUGUGAUGAUUGUAUGAACACAGUUUCUGCUGCUCUGCUUGUCCUUGGAAAUUACAGCAUCAGUGAAGUCAGGCUAUUUCACCUGACAGUCAGUUAAUUCAAGUUGUUCCAUUGAUCAAUAUUACUUUUCUAAAUGGCCACUUUUGUGAGUUUGAAGGUUAUGUAUGUAGACUCUCUCAGACAUCAAAAGUAGGGAGGCUGCCGGUGCUCCAUGUAGUUUUAUCAAGACAAAGCUAUUGGAUGUAAGACAGCCAUUUGAUGUGUUAAGACUAAUAAAGACUGACCCAGAAAACCUCCUUCUCCAAUAAAGCACAAGCAUCAGGAGGAAAUGAAGAGUAAAGGGACAGCUUUUUCUUCAUGGUUUAUCUACAGGAUCCUGUCUAGGAAAUCAAAGCUGCUGACUACUGCUCCUGGUGCUGUCAUAAAGCACCAUCCAUUUAAUUAGAUUCUUCAAAAUGUUAGUAGUAAUCCAAGGCUAAAGGUUUUUCUGAGGAAAUAAAAUAAAAAUAUACGAAAUAUGAUUGUAUUAAAAGCAACAGGAAAAAGAAAGGGCAGAAGAAACCCCAAAUAACCAAAGACAGUUAAGUUUUAAAAGUAUUUCGUGUUUGAUAUACAGAAAGUUUAUGUAUAAAAUGUCAUAUUUGAGAGAAUCAUCCCACAGAGGUUAGGUCACUGGGCUGAGUCACAUUCUUUACAUAUGUUUUCUGCUCAUUUAACCCUUUAUGGUCCAACCAUCAGUGGGUCUCAUCCAUGACAUGUUAGUAUUUACACAGAACCAUCACUGGUACUAAAAAUCACUCUGGGUUCAUAAACACUGCAGAACCAUACCAAAUGUGUUAUAUAUUGAUUGUUAUAAUUAUGUUUAAAUGACGUGAUUCAAAGGCCAACUGUGACAAUAACAGAUAACAGUAUAAAUUAAAAUAGAGAUUAUUUUCUGUGAAAUCUUCUCUCGCACAAACUCCUCUGGAGCUCAGGAGCAGCUGCAGAUUUAGUGAGAAGUUACAAACAAAGAACUACUAAGAUAUUGAUGAAUGACGUUUGCCUGUAAAUUUCAUUCUGCUCAUGCUUUCUUGAAUGAGACCUGCUGUCAUUGUCAGGAAAUUGUCACUAUUAUUAAAUCACCAUUAUUAAUCUUUUUUUCUUUAAGUGAGGCUGACCAGAAGUUAUUUUUUUUUAGUUACACAGGUUUAAUAUCAACGUAAAGGAAAAUGACAAAUCUCAAGAUGAUGAACAAACUGCAGACAGAAAAUGCUCUUUUUUUUAAUUCGGGGUCAAAGGGAUGUCUGUGAUCUCUGUGGCUCUCAGACUUACAGAGCGAUAGUCUGCAGGGUCAAACUGACUUGUUACCAUCACAGGGGAUCAAACUGACAGAGGUUUUUUGCUUUUCUAUCAGAAGAACAAUCUAUCUCUCUGCGACUCUGUUAAUAGUAAUGACAACGUUCUCGUUCUGAGAUAUGAACACUAAGAUAAUGUCUGCAGUCUGCUGUCCCUUUCUUAGAUUAGCAAUUUCUAAUGUAGUAAAGAGGUCAUCGUUAAAAAAGGAGGUUGUUCCACAUUUAUGCUGGCGGAAUUUUAAAGGCCCCUGUGCAGUGAGACUGGGUUUAGAGUGACCCCAAUGUGGAGGGAGUCUUUAUAUAUGUUUUUUCUACCUUGUAACCAUCUUCUCAUGGAUGUCCUGUCACCUGUUUUAGCUCUCCAUGCUGUUUACAGAGGAGUGUGAUAAGGUGCGGGACCUGAUGCACGUUCACUCCUUCAGCUACGACUUCCAUCUGAGAGUUGUUCACCAGUACUUGGUCGGCUGCCACAUGACACUUCGACAGAGCUACCAGCUCACCGACUUCCUGGACGACUUCAUCUCCCAUCAUCCUGACAUCCCCAAGUUUGGCCGGAACCACGUCUUCCAAGGUGACUUUGGUGGUGAUUAAUAACUGCAGCUCCUGUGAGGCGGUUUUGGUGGGUUAGGAAACAAGCUGGAGUAACAGAGUGGUUUCUCUAGGACUAACAGAUCUAAGUAAGACCAAAAAUGACAAGACUGACAAAUGUUGUGUUCAAGAUUUAUUACCCACCUUUCUCCGACUUGUUUAUGCAGUUUGACCUCUAAGUCAAAGCCCAGUUUGAGAACUGCGGAGUAUACACAAAGGGCCCAAGCCAGUUUGAGCCCAGUUGUGUUGUAUACAUGCCAGUGAGAGUAGGUCCCCAAAAGAAAUCUGCCUCUGUGUGAUUUUGGUGCUGCUCCUGUACUUCAAAAGGAACUCCGUGUAAUAAGGCAGAUAACCUUACUGGAAAAAAACACUGUUUUCAUAUGUAUGUAUGAAAGUGUGAAUGUUCAGGAUGAUCUGGGAUGUUGUGAGACUUUCAAUUUUUUAAUUGUCUGAUCAUUGUGGCGAUUAGGGAGUUUCUCCAUCUCAACGGGGAUGAUAACAGCCCACCAGCUGUACAACUAUAUCACUGACCACGCCAGCACCUACAGCAUGAAGCCCCUCCGCAUGUCUAAGGGUACAGUCAGCAACGAUAACAAGAAAGGAACACCAGACCUACAUGAGUAUGCACUGGUGGCUCUCUGGAACAGGUAAAGUACUUCAGGACCUGAUACUUUCGAUAACAUAUGUUCUCCAUUCUUAGUAACUUUGUCUUCAUAUUCUCUUGGUUGUCUCUUUCCUCACUGCAGCUCUGGCUCUUAUAAGGACCUGGAAGGCCUGCACCACCAUGAUGACUUUGACGUGUCCUUGGUUGCGUGCCACAAUGCUGCCCCCUUUGAGGAGCAGUCAGACGGGGAAAGGCAUUUGCUGAGGUACAUAGAUGUGAGAUUUAAGUGUAACAUCACACAGUACAUGCAAACCAUACAGGUGUGUGUUUUAACUUCUACCUGCAGAACUUUUUUCUUACUCUCAAAGUACUUGUUAAAUAACCUUUUUUUAAUGGGUGCAACAUUUUCACAACAUCUUCUUAACAACAUUGAGGGUGUUUCCUGCUCUUUCACCCGUUUCCUGCUCUCUCCUGUCCUCACUUCUGCAUAUUCCAUACCAAUUUACCCCCAAAAGCCCCAAAACAUUCUUAAACAGAUAAUAACUCAGCGCUCAUCUUUUAAAAAGGACCUGUUACAGUCUGUUUUCGUUUUUCACCUAGGUUGCGGUUCUAUGUAAUCAUGACCAGUCAGAGAGAGCUCUUUCCUCGCCUCACUGCUGACAUGCGCCGCUUCAAGAAACUUCCUCAGAUCCAUCGUGAUCCUGAUGAGCCGGGUGGUCGGCUGCCCCCUGAUCGAGCAGAGGCUGGUGGACCCCAGAGCACUGAACAGGACCUUUGGGAGGAAACCUCGUCUGAAGCAGCAGCUGCCCUGACCCCCAUUGAUAGCAGUGAGUUUUUCCCUGUGGCAGGGGCUGGGGCAGACGCAGAGGUCCAGGGGCUGCUCUACCCGUCUCCACUGUUCCCUCUGCUUAAUAAUGAGGUUGCAUCCGCCCACCGACUGAUCCAGGCCAGUGUGGAGCAGGCCAUGGGUCACUGCCGCAGGGAUAACCUGUGGAGAAGGUUGUUCCAUGGAGAGCACCUGGCCCUGGACAAACUAAAGCUGACCAAGCUAUCGUUCGGUGAGCUGGAGGAGCUUUUGGAGGCUGUGCAGAGCCGCUCAGUGGGAGAGAUCGACCCGCAACUGGUAAGAACAUUCCCUCAGCUGUUUUUCAUCCUCUAAUCUUUGGUGGUAGAUCAGAAGAUGGUAUUGGGUGAUAUUCCACUUGAGCCUCAAAUCUGAAGAACUUGAGUGCUUCUCUCCACUGAACAUGGAGGGUUUUAAUGAAUCACUAGUGAUAGAUUAUACGGUGAAAGUCACUGUGAUGUGUUUUGUUGCAGGACUGUUUCCUGACCAUGAGUCCAGCCUGGUAUCAGAGUCUGAUCAAAGUUCUGCUAAACCGUUUCCCCCAGAGCUGCAGACACUUUGAUGACAACGGCAUUCAGUAUCUGGUGAGAAGUUUGUCUCUGAAUCUCUGUUUUACAGUGGGAUCUUCCAAAGGGGUUGUGUAAUGUGCUGUUUGUAUUUACAUCGGUACAAUAAGACACCACUAUAAGCCUUACAGCUGUGUGUUCAAUGAAGGAAACUGUGAGUUCAUAUGGAAGAAAAAACUCUUGAGGGACUGUUUGAACUUUGUACGAUCAUGAGAUCUUUAAAUCACUAGUUUCAUUUGUGAGCAGGAAAGCUGUAGAUGAAACAAAUGUUCUUUUUAACACAGUUCAGUGAUAUGAGCUGCAUCAGAUUUUAUGAAGUAUUUAUGAGUUUCAGAAGAAGAACUUUAUUGAUCCCCAAAUGGAAAUUCAAUUGUCUAGUCUUAUGUCUCAAGUCAUCUACUAUUUACAGAAGAAAUAUAAAGUCUGAUGGCUGUGAGUAAAAGAGGUCAAGGUCAAACUAACAGGAUAUAGUUCCUUGUGUUAAAAGUGUGAAGUCUGCAGAGGCAGUUUCAUAGUUGCAUUCCUCUUCAGCAGAUCUCUGAUUUCAUGUCCUCAAACAAAUAUUCACAUUUUAUUUUCAACAUGAACCCAACAGUACCCUUAUGUUGGGAGAGUUAAUAAGUACUUAAGUGAUUUUAAUUAAUUCUAAAUAAAACAUGAUUGUUGGUGGUUUACCUCUCAAUCUUUUCCCUUAACAGGCCGUUCUGAACCAGAAGUUCACAGACUGCUUUGUUUUAGUCUUUCUGGACAGUCAAGCUGGAAAAACAGUAAGUCUUUAAACUGAUAUAGUUUUAUAUCAAAGUACCAAAUAUUUGGACAUCAGACAUUGGACAUUUUUCAUCAUCUUUCCUCCACAGAGUCUGAAGGUUGUGUUUCGUGAACCACUGCCAGCCCAGCAGCAACCCAGUAGCAGCCCACCUCCUCAGCUGGUAUCCAUGUAUCAUCAUCUGGAGUCUGUCAUCAACACCGCUUGCUAUAACCUCUGGACAGGACUCUUGUAGAGCCCAUCAUUAGUGGAUCCAGGCCUCACUUCAUGUCCAUGUGACUACAUUUGUAAUAGGACAGAGACUUUAGCAUGAAGGGGUGAUCACUGUCAGCAUGCUCCCUGAUGGAGCAGCAUCAAAGAAGCCUGAUCUCCAACAGGAAUGUCGCUGCUACUGCAACACCUGAUCAGCUGAUCAGAUCCAUACUAAAGACGUUCUCACGUGUCUUAAAAUUAAUAUCCAGCCCAGGUCGGAAUCAGAGGCAGGGUCUUAAUCAAGCCCUUCACUUCUCUGUCAGUCAUGCUUCGGUCAGCCCACACAGACACUAAAAGAGGUGAGGGAAAAAAAUCUGUGACACCACUGACUGUGAAAUGAUCCAAUUUAGUCAGAGAAAUCCCACUCCGAUCAGCAUCAGUGGAAAAACCCUUAAAAUCAUCCCAGUACCAACUUUACUAGUGCAACCUGAAACUCUGUUGUCUGUGUACAUGUAGUAAAAAGUUCUGGAGAUCGCAGAAGCCUAAUGUUCCUCUUUAAUGAGUCGUUUCUCUUCAAACUGGAAAUACAGACAGAACUUUAAAAAGUGUAAUCAGUUUGUUCAUUGGACCACAAACGUUUUGACAAUGCUUUGACAGUUUCUAGACUCUUCUCUAUCACCCCCCCAGUCAUGGAUUCUUAAAUCAUGGAGUAAAUCAGAGGACCAGCCCCCAUGUUAGUCUGUCGCUGAGUGUGAGGACUGAACUCCUGCUCAGUUAUUGUGUAUCAAGGUUGAUUUAAUUAAGAUGUCUUCAAAAAAUACAGUUUGUGUUCUGCUGCUCAACAGUAUUCUCAGUAUGUCACAUCCUUCUGCAGUAAUACUGAAAAAAAUUCAACAUUUAAGGGGAUCUACUAAGGAACACAGAACAUUACUGAAGACCAAAUGACAGUAUACCUAAAACAAAUUUAUUUCAGAAUCAGUCUUGGAUAACCGAUCUCAGUCAAACGUGAGUUUGUUUGUCUUUUAUCAUUUCAUAUACUCAGCAUCGCCCACAGUGACUAACAGUUAAACAUCACUGUGUCUUUAUUGAAGGGGCAUGGUAUGUACAUUUAAUCCCAACACUGAUCUGUUGUAACCCACUCAUGGACACACAGCAGUGCUCCUCUUCUUCAGUGAGGUACCUGGGUUUCACUCUUUAAACGGGGGAGCUAAUCAGGGAGGGGGACACAGCUAGUGUUUGUGUUCCCCUUGGCCUGCUGACCCCUGAGGAUGACAGGAAGGAGGUCUAUGCUGACUCCUCCCACUGGAACUCCUUAAUUUCUCACCCCAUAUUUAAGAUCUCUUUUAGCAGAGGAACACUGAAAAGUUGACCUCCUUGUGGUUUUAACAGUGAAGCCUUAUUUCACACUCUUGACUGAUAAUCACCCCAAAGUAUUGUAGGAGUUUUCUUUAAAGAAACUAACAAACUCUUCUGGUUAUUACAUCCCUCUUAGUCUUGAACCCUGUGCCUUUUUGAAAGCAUUUUGCUGGCUCCUGAUACACCAUGAGAGUUACGUAUGAGUACAGCUGAGUUGCUGGUGAGCAGAGUGAGUACCUGAACUAACUGCCAUAUCUGAUGUUGUGAAGUGCCUUACCUGGUUUAUUUAGUCCUUUUUUUAUACCCAGAUGUAUGAAGGGAUGUGGAGUUGACUGUUGUUCAGUCAGCUCUGCAUAGAUGGUCUUCAGAAACACUCAGCCUGCUGUUCUACAGCCAAAGUGCCUGAGUCCGUUCUGGGAAUUAUAAAGAAAUUGUCUUUCUUCUGAGCUAAAAAGGGUCAUUCUACAGCUUGAUGUAAUCAGAGUAGUGUUUUCUGUGCAUGUUCGUAGUAAAAAGCUUUACUUCAGGGUUAUGAAAUACUCUGCCAAGUGAUGCCAUCUGGAUAAAAGAUACACAAAGGCUCGAUAAACAUGGCAGAUUUUCUGAACAGGCUCAGAUUUGUAUGCAUAUUCAGAACAAGGACACCAAAUCAUUGAGUAACUUAGUGGGAGUGAAAAAUAAAGACCAAACUGCUCAGAGAACUCGCACUGAAUGUGAAACACUGGAUGCAAAAUGUGAACUGUAACAAAUAAGCUCUUGGCAUGUUGACUCUGUAAUAUAAAGAUUGCACCGUCACUGUGUAUUGUAUAGUAUUUACAUACAGAAAUCUUUGUACUAUACUUCAAAUGCUGAAAUAAAGCAGUUGGAUGAAUGGGAAGAUUUUGCUUUUUUUAAAAUAAAUUUGUGUUUAUAACAGCGUUUGAAAUGGCUCUGUCUUAAAAACCAAUUUUCAAAAACUCUGAUCUAGAUAACUGAGACCUUGUCAUGAAUUUGUUAGCUGUAGUGACAGGUCAUUUAGCAGAUGCUUUUAUCCAAAACUUUUUCAAGUAGAAGUAAAAGCCAACUUAUUCCCCCAAGAUCCAUGCUCAUGAGAUGAGGGAAACUCAAUGAAUAAUGUUAUUCAAUAAUUCGAUAAUGUCAUUCAUUAAAGAGAAAGAUUUGAAAUUCAUUAUUUCAAACGAGUCAGUAGUCAAUGCCGUGACAGAAUCUUCAGGUAAGGUCAGGUACAUGAGUAAGUAACAUGAGAAACUUAAAAUGUGAACAAAAAUUUAUUUGGAGGUCUGAAACCUCAAAGUAAAACACACUUAUUGAGAAAAACACUCAAACUCAUUAUCAUGAAAAAGCAAGGAAAAAACUACUUGAAAUUAUGUCUUCACAGUACUUCUUUAGUCCUGCCAUUAACUGAUGUACAUCAUAACUUUACUUUUUAGGUGGUUCACAGUUUGAGCUUUGGGUCGUUUUUGGUAGAACACAGUACUCUCAGUUGCAGGAAACAUUCCCAAACCAACAGUGUAAGCUGAUAGUCGGAGACCUGCUGAAAGCUGGUCAGGAAAAAUGUUCUCUGGUCAGAAACAAUGAUGGAACCAAAUAUUCAUGAAAGGAGGGGACACAAUUACUCUCUGCACUUUGUUAAAAAUCUUUUAUUACAAUUAAAAAACCCUGCAUUGUUGUACGUAAGAGCAGCUGUCCAUUCGUCUCUGUUGGGCUGAGGCCUUAAGAUGAAAAAAUUCCUUCAACAUGAUUUUUGGACCUUCAUCAUGGCAAACAGUGCAGAAAGGCUUUUCACUGGAUUGUAGAUGUCAACUCUAAGAAAGGCAAAGUAGAGUUAAAGAGUUAAAACAGAGUUAAAACAUAAUAUAAAGUAUUAAAGCCUGUACUAUUCAAACUUGUACUUGUGUAAACUGUAAGUACAUCGUUGAACCCCUUGCUCUUACUGACAACAGACUGUGACCCUCAUUUUGUGGUCGGACUCCUGUUCCAAUCACUUCAUGUGUUUGCAGUAAUCCUUCAUCCAGCUCAGACCCUCCUUUGUUGAGCCUAUAGUACACAGAAAUGAUAUGUAACAUCUGAACAGUCAUCCUGGAUUUAUAUGUCAAAAAAGGCUCUUACCUAGUGGCUUGUAUUCACAGCCAAUAUAGCCCUGGUAGUUGUGGUUCUCUAAUAUGUUGAACAGGUAACUGUAGUUGAGUUCUCCAGCACUGUCUGGCUCGUUUCUACCUGGGACCUGGGCAAUCUGAACAUGUCCUAGGAAAAAAGACAAAACUCCUUGGAAGACUGGGCUUUUCUAGUUUUGUGACUGAGUCUUUUAUAGGUCCAAAUCACCUUCACAUAAUCAUACCAACAAUAAUAAACUAAACCAAACAAUAACACUUAUGAUUCUGUUCUUACAAAGUCAGACUUCACAGCGUGUCACAUCAUCUCACCGAUUAUGGGCAAAUACUUUGAAAUGUUGUGUGUGAGGUUUCCAUCCAUUAUUUGCCAGUGAAAGAUGUCCUGCAAUAGUUUACAGAUAUGUUAAGUCAAACGGUUCACAGUUCCCACAUUUUCUCAGUGUGACUGAUAUUCCUGAACACAUACCAUUUGUAGCUUGAUAUUUGGCUUUCCAACCUUCUCCAGUAUUGCAGCAGCUACAGACAGAAGUAAAAAAGCAGAAACCAGCUGAGACACUGUGGCAGGUAGCAGGACUGUGAGAGUGCUGCUGAAGAGGUUUAGAGGUCAGCUCAAUGAUACUUCUGUCAAAGAAACUAUUUAUCAUUUUACAGCGAUCCUGCAUCUCUCAGCUGAACAUAUUAACCAUUGCUUUAUAAACACCACCCCCAGUCUCAAAUCAUCUUCUGCUAGAAAUUCAUUUAGAUCCUGCACUUUCACCAGGAGGCUUUCGAAGAACAUAUCAAAGUUAUUAACAUUUCGGAUCUGGACUACAUUUUUUAACAAACAGAGGCUGGUCUGUUUACUGGCCCCCAACAGAGAUAUGGACUCUCGCCUGAUUCUGUUAUUGUCAGUCUGCUGCUAAACUGGACCUUGAGACAAGCCGUGGCGUGGUCACUAAUGACUUUCCUAAUGGUUUUACCCAUUUGGAGAAAGACUCUAAAUUUAUAAUGGGUUUUUAUUUUUCAUAAAACGUUAAAAGUUUUGAGUCUCAACAUCUGGUAAAUUUCAUUUUAUAUUAAACACAGGGUUUAAAUGACAGCAGCUUUAAUUGCAUUUGCGGCAGAAACAAAUAAUUUAUCAUUUCACUCUAGUGAUUUAGAGGGCUCUAUUUUCGUGUUCGCCGGUGAGGCUGUGGAGGGUGGCAGGCCCAGCACAGUGGUAUUUUCGUGGACUGAGGCGCACCGAGAUCCGCCAAACUGGGCGUGGUGGCGUGGCAAAGGGAGAUGUCGACAGAAUCAGCUGCCGCAGUGACAUUUUCGUGCUCGCCGGUGGCGUAUAAACUGCGCUGAAAGCUCGCCGAUUCAAACCUGGUCAGCUUUCAGCGCAG
Molecule: messenger RNA, 75733 nt
Organism: Xyrichtys novacula (pearly razorfish)
Lineage: Eukaryota; Metazoa; Chordata; Actinopteri; Labriformes; Labridae
Source: the annotation of a GenBank genome assembly